GGUCGUUCAUGAUGGUGAACUCGUCCCAGCAUGCCGCGGGGCAGCGGGCCCACCUCCUCCUCCAUUCGCUGAGUGAGAACGACACACACUGCAUCCAGUUCAGCUACUUCCUGUACAGCCGUGACGGCCAUUCCCCCGGGGACCUGCAGCUCUACAUCCGGGUCAAUGGGGGGCCGCGGGGCAGCGCCGUCUGGAACGUCUCCGGGUCACACGGACGCCAGUGGCACCAGGUGGAGCUAGCCGUCAGCACAUUCUGGCCCAGCGAAUACCAGGUGUGCGCUAAUGAUAUAUCUGUUGUGUUAACACAUACAGUAUGCUAAUUCUAUGUCUAAUGCUACGCUGUUAGCACCUUCUGGCCCAGCAAAUACCAGGGGAGAGACAAUGCUAUGCUAAUGCUACACUGACAGUAAUAUGGCUCUAUAACCAGGUGAGGGUUAGGGUGAGUGGCACCAGGUGGAGCUAGGGUUGGGCGGUAUCCAGAUUUUCAAAUCGUCAUACCGUCCUUCUCUCACCCCGGGAUUUACGGUAUUACUGGCUUAGUACACAAGGUGGUGCCAAAAAUAGCAAAAAAGCCCAUUGGCGUCGAUUACCAGAAUACUAACAAAAUGAGCACGUAAUAGCGAAUUACCAUGGAGGCUGCUAGCCAAAUAUGCUACCGAGCGCAAACGAAAAUAGACAAAUUGCAAAGACAGGCAAUCCAGCUCAUAAAGUUAUACAUAUAUAGGUAGGAGCUACCAAAUGUCAUUUUUGGUGAGUUUGGACAUUUACAAGUGAAUGUGAACGAGAGACAUUGUGGAUAUUAGCAAAGUUUUGACGCAUGCUUGUCUGAAGGAAGUACAGUACUGGCUCUCCAGCAGCAUGUCUACACCGUGUCUGUGUGGAGUCUGGAGUCGCUAGGGCAACGGGCCUGCCUGCUUUGCUUGGAGAAGAGGGGGGAGGAGCAGACAGGCGGAGAACAGAGAGGAGAAAAAACGCAAGGAAAUCAAGAUGGCAGCUGGACAGAUAACUCAUCCAAAGGGCUUUGACUUCUCAAACACGGAUGAAAACUAACACUAUAUGAUGCCCCUUCAUCUUAUUAAUUCCGCCACUUACAUAUAUAGCAAGUUAAACUUAGGGAAUUCUGCGUUUUUCCCGCAGGAAAAAAUAUAAAACUCAUAAGAAAUAUCUUGCUGCGUUUCGUAAACAGAUUUAAAAUGCUUGUUAUUGUAAUUUCUGCUCGGCAUCAGACAUAUUUUGUGCUUCAGUUGCACUUCUAAACUCGGAUGAGAAUUCACAAACAGGCAUUCUAUCAGCAGACAGCACUCUGACUGAUGUGUAGCUGUCACGCCCUGACUCUGAGGACUUGUAUUUGUUGAGUCAGGGUGUGUAUUUUCUGUGUUGUGUUUGCUAUGUCGAUUUUCUAUGGUUAGAUCUAGUAUGUAUAGAUCUAUGUUGGCCUGAGUGGUUCCCAAUCAGAGGCAGCUGUUGCUCGUUGUCUCUGAUUGGGGUCCAUACUUAGGCAGCCUUUUGGCACCUCUUAGUUGUGGGAUCUUGUUCCGUUUGAGGUAUGUUAUUUGUCUACCUUGGACUUCACGUUUCGUUUGUUAUUUUUGUCGUGUUGUUUAUUCGUUAAUAAACAUGUAUGCUUAUCACGCUGCGCCUUGGUCCGUCUCGUCCGUAAACGACCGUGACAGAAGAUCCCACCAAAAUAGGACCAAGCAGCGUGUCCAGGAGCAGACAGCCUGGACCUGGGAGGAGAUCCUGGACGGGAAGGGAUCCUGGACUUGGGAGGAGAUUCAGGCCGGGAUGGAUCGCCGUCCUUGGGAGAAGACAGUGGAGGCGCGAUAUAGAGAGGAGCAGCGGCAACACGAACGGCGCCAACAGUGCCGACGACGGAGACCCGAGAGGCAACCCCAAGAACAUUUUUUGGGGGGGCACACGGUGUGGACGACGAGGCAGCAGGAGGCAGCGACAGGGCGAUUCUGCAGGUUAGGAGAGGAGGCCACCAGGUUACGGGGCGAAGGAGAGUGUAGAGGCACGGCGAGAGGAGCUGGUUAGGCAGCAGAAGGAGCGGGGGUUUAUAAGGGAACCCAGUCCCGCUCCUCGCACCAAGCAAGUGGUGCGUGUCGCCAGUCCGGUCCGGCCCGUUCCUGAUCCCCGCACUAAGCCAGUGGUGCGUGUUCCCAGUACGGCCCGACCCAUUCCUGCUUCCCGCACAAGGCCAGUGGUGUGUGUUCCCAGUACGGUCCGGCCCGUUCCUGCUCCCCGCACUAAGCCAGUGGUGCGUGUUCCCAGUACGGCCCGACCCGUUCCUGCUCCCGGCACUAAGCCAGUGGUGCGCGUCGCCAGCCCGGUCCGGCCUGUUCCUGACCCUCGCACCAAUCCUGUGGUGCGCGUCGCCAGCCCGGCCCGGCCUGUUCCUGCUCCUCGCACCAAACCUGUGGUGCGCGUCGCCAGCCCGGCCCGGCCUGUUCCUGCCCCUCGCACCAAACCGGUGUUGCGUGUCGCCAGCCCGAUCCGGCCCGUUCCUGUCCCUCGCACCAAGCCAGUGGUGCGCGUCGCCAGCCCGGCCCGGCCUGUUCCUGCCCCUCGCACCAAGCCAGUGGUGCGCGUCGCCAACCCGGCCCGGCCUGUUCCUGCUCCCCGCACCGGGCCAGUGGUGCGCGUCGCCAGUCCGGUGUGGCACGUUCCUGCUCCCCGCACCGGGCCGCUGGUGCGCGUCAUCAGCCCGGUCCGGCCCGUUCCUGCUCCCCGCACCAAGCCAGUGGUGCGUGUCGCCAGCCCGGCCCGGCCUGUUCCUGCCCCUCGCACCAAGCCAGUGGUGCGCGUCGCCAGCCCGGCCCGGCCUGUUCCUGCUCCCCGCACCAGGCCAGUGAUGCGCGUCGCCAGUCCGGUGCGGCCCGUUCCUGCUCCCCGCACCGGGCCGCUGGUGCGCGUCAUCAGCCCGGUCCGGCCCGUUCCUGCUCCCCGCACCAAGCCAGUGGUGCGUGUGUCCAGUCCGGCACGGCCCGUGCCUGUUCCACCGGUGCCUGGUCUGGCACCAGUCAGCUGCUCCACUCCGGAGCCAGAGCAAUCCGCUCCACCGGGGUCAGGUCCAACUCCGGUCAGCAGAUCCCCUCCGGAGCCAGAGCAAUCCGCUCCACCGGGGUCCAGUCCAGCUCCGGUCAGCGGCUCCACUCCGGAGCCAGAGACGUCCGCUCCACCGGUGCCUGAUCCAGCUCCGGUCAGCGGCUCCACUCCGGAGCCAGAGCGGUUCGAUCCACCGCCGUCGUGUCCAGCUCCAGUCAGUGGUUAUAGUCCAGACCCAGACGUCAGCCCCUCUCCAGGUUCGGGGUCUCCCACACCAGGGUCCAGACAGGGCUUGGUACGUCGUGGGAGGAAGGAGAGGGGAAGCAGCGCGCCGAGGUCCAGACCAGACCAGGGGCGCAACAGGGAGGUGGAGAGUAAGUGGUGGUCACGCCCGGAGCCGGAUCCGCCUCCAAGGCGGAAUGCCCACCUGGCCCCUACCCUGUUAUGUUUAUGUGGCGCAGUCGGAGUCCGCACCUUUGGGGGGGGGGGGUACUGUCACGCCCUGAAUCUGAGGACUUGUAUUUGUUGAGUCAGGGUGUGUAUUUUCUGUGUUGUGUUUGCUAUGUCGAUUUUCUAUGGUUAGAUCUAGUAUGUAUAGAUCUAUGUUGGCCUGAGUGGUUCCCAAUCAGAGGCAGCUUUUGCUCGUUGUCUCUGAUUGGGGACCAUACUUAGGCAGCCUUUUGCCACCUGUUAGUUGUGGGAUCUUGUUCCGUGUGAAGUAUUGUUGUGUGUAUGCUACCUUGGACUUCACGUUUCGUUUGUUGUUUUGUCGUGAGUUUAGUCGUCAAUAAACAUGAAUGCAUUUCACGCUGCGCCUUGGUCCGUCUCGUCCGUAAACGAUCGUGACAGAAGAUCCCACCAAUCCUGGAUCAAGCAGCGUGACUAGGAGAGAGGAUGGACUUGGGAGGAGAUGAGGGAGAGUCUGGCAAGGGGGAUGGAGGCCAUGAUGACGGUGGAGAGACAAGCCCAAAAACAUUUUUCGGGGGGGCUCACGCCAUGGACAACGAGGCAGCAGGAGGCUGCGAUAGAGCGGUUCAGCCGUUUAGCAGAGGAGGCCGCCAGAUUAAGGGGGUCAUUGGUUCAGAGGGAACAGAAGGAAAGUGUAGAGGCACGGCGAGAGGAGCUGGUUAGGCAGCAGAAGGAGCGGGGGUUAAUGAAGGAACCCAGUCCCGCUCCUCGCACCAAUCAAGUGGUGCGUGUCGUCAGUCCAGUCCGGCCCGUUCCUGAUUCCCGCACUAAGCCAGUGGUGCGCAUCGCCAGCCCGGUCCGGCCCGUUCCUGCUCCUCGCAUCAAGCCAGUGGUGCGCCUCGCCAGCCCGGUCCGGCCUGUUCCUGAUUCCCGCUCUAAGCCAGUGGUGCGCGUCGUCAGCCCAGUCCGGCCCGUUCCUGCUCCCCGCACCAGGCCAGUGGUGCGCGUCGCCAGUCCGGUACGGCCCAUUCCUGCUCCCCGCACCAAGCCAGUGGUGCGCGUCGUCAGCCCAGUCCGUCCCGUUCCUGCUCCCCGCACCAAGCCAGGGGUGCGCGUCGUCAGCCCAGUCCGGCCCGUUCCUGCUCCCCGCACCAAGCCAGUGGUGCGUGUGUCCAGUCCGGCACGUUCCGUGCCUGUUCCACCGGUGCCUGGUCCGGCACCGGUCAGCUGCUCCACUCCGGAGCCAGAGCAAUCCGCUCCACCGUGGUCCAGUCCAGCUCCGGUCAGCGGCUCCACUCCGGAGCCAGAGCAGUCCGCUCCACCGGUGCCUGAUCCAGUUCCGGUCAGCAGCUCCACCCCAGACCCAGACGUCAGCCCCUCUCCAGGUUCGGGGUCUCCCACACCAGGGUCCAGACAGGGAGUGGUACUUCGUGGGAGGAAGGAGAGAGGAAGCAGCGCGCCAAGGUCCAGACCAGACCAGGGGCGCAACGGGGAGGUGGAGAGUAAGUGGUGGUCACACCCGGAGCCGGAUCCGCCUCCGAGGCGGAAUGCCCACCCUGCCCCUACCCUGUUAGGUUUAUGUGGCGCGGUCGGAGUCCGCACCUUUGGGGGGGGGGGGGGGGGGUGGGGUACUGUCACGCCCUGACUCAAGGGACUUGUAUUUGUUGAGUCAGGGUGUGUAUUUUCUGUGUUGGGUUUGGCUAUGUUGAAUGUUAGAUUCUAGUAUGGGUAGAUCUAUGUUGGCCUGUGUGGUUCCCAAUCAGAGGCAGCUGUUGCUCGUUGUCUCUGAUUGGGGACCAUACUUAGGCAGCCUGUUGGCACCAGUUAGUUGUGGGAUCUUGUUCCGUGUAAGGUAUUGUUGUGUGUAUGCUACCUUGGACGUCACGUUUCGUUUGUUGUUCUGUCGUGUGUUUAGUCGUCAAUAAACAUGAAUGCAUAUCACGCUGCGCUUUGGUCCGUCUCGUCCGUAAACGAUCGUGACAGUAGCUACUUUUCUCUGGUACUUUUCUCAGUGUAGCCAGCCUAUUUUACUCUCUAUUUUACAUUCUUUCUAUGAUAGGCCUAAACAUUAGAAAUAUGAUGGCCAUGCAUCGCUUUUGCAAAAAAAGGCCUUGGUUUUUCAUUGUAAGCUCAUUUACUUGUGUGGCUGCCAGCCAAAUAGCAUUGCUCUUCUGUUGUCAUUUGAAUGAAAAUGAAUCUAUUUUCUGCCGAAUGUGUUGCACUACUGUAUUUUCUGUGAAGGAAAACUAUAGUUGCACGUCCCUGAACAAUCUACUGAAGCAAAAAAACACGGUUGACUUUCGAUAUAAAAUGUGGCCCCUGUCAAUACACAGCUGGACUCACCUGCUCCCGCUUUCUCCCGUUGUGCUAUUUACAAACAAACACGUGACUGGCUCAGCUGUUCUGGAGAUCUACUUAAGCUUCAUAAUGUUAAAUAAUGUGACAGGUUAAAUGAAGAAUGCGAUCUGAUUUAUCUCCUAAAGCAUUGCACAAGUUGACUGCAGGUAUUUACUUAAAGAAUAGCUACAAAUGUUUAAAUGUAUUGAACAACUUAAAAUAAAUAGUUUCAACUGUAUUGACAAACCAUCUCGUGGCUAUUUCCAAACACUCUGGUAUACAGUAUACCGCCCAAGCGGAGCUAGCCGUUAGCACCUUCUGGCCCAGUGAAUACCAGGUGAGCGCUAACUGACUGAUCGUUGAUUGAAAGGGAUACCUAGUCAGUUGCACAACUGAAUGCAUUCAACCGAAAUGUGUCUUCCGCAUUUAACCCAACCCCUCUAAAUCAGAGAGGUGCUGGGGGCUGCCUUGAUCAACAUCUUCGGCACAGUUGUUGUUUGGAGUUAACUGCCUUGCUCAAGGGCAGAAUGGCAGAUUCUUCCACCUUGCCAGCUCAGGGAUUAGAACCAGCAACAUUGCAGUUAUUGGCCCAAUGCGCUUAACCACUAGGCUACCUGGUUGGUUGAUUGAUUAAGAACAAAACAUUGGCUUUUAGAGCCGUUGCACCUAUGUUCUAUACUGCAGCUGAGAAACUAUGCCAGAGACGGGCCGCUAGUGGGCCACCACAUGCUUGCUAGCUGGGAAACAUCAAGCCCUUGAUUAGUUUAAUCUGUUGCUGGAAUAGAGCAAAUAUGUGCAAACUACCAGUUGGUUCCAGAGGACCGGGUAGGGAAACACUGCUGCACUAUGUCAUAGUGACAACAUGGGAGUAUAAAUGUGGUAUAUUAGUGUAUUUGUUGUAUGUUUACCUGUAUGGCUUAAUGUUCCCCAGUGCAGCAGAGUUAUCAAUAUCUCUUUGUUCUGCCCUGUGUUUAGUUGAUGGUGUUGUUAUGGUUAUUGUGUGUGUGUGUGUGUGUGUGUGUGUGUGUGUGUGUGUGUGGUGGGCUAUUUGGAGGCAGCCUCAUUAAAUCCUAUGAUUAAUACCUCUAGCCGUCUCUCGUUUGCCCUCCUCCAAAACGCUCUUUAACGAGAAGCCAGUAGCUGUGUGUGUCUGUGUGCCUGUGUGUCAAUGGCAGCAGUAAAGGAUUGUGGGGGUGAGUGUGGGUCGGCUGAACAGUCAAUUGACCUCAAUUCCGCGUGACCCUCAGUAGAGGAGUGUUUGCCUCCAUAACCUUGGUCUCCUAUCAGAGCUCCAAGCCUGGUCCCAGCCUGGUCUCAAUAAAUCAACACAUCCUUAAUGAGAUUAGGCCCCGGUGUGGAUCAAUGCUGUGUGUGUGGCAGUAUCCUCAGCUCUGAUGUCCCAGGCCUCGCCAACAACACAACACAACCCCAAGGUGAUUAAGAGUUAAUGAUUUUCAUCCUCUCUUCUGCAACAACAUCAAAAGGUUCUCUCGCCACCGCUACAGUCUCCCACCUUUUUCACACGGUGGAAGAGGGUGUGUGUGUGUGUUACCAUUAAAGGGAAAGGGGAUAUGGGAUACGGGGGUGUUGGUAUCCAAUAUCCAAUCUGAUCAAGCUUUGCCUGGGCUGGUGGUUUGGUGAAAGUAGAACUGUGUUUGUUGCUUCUGUCUGAAAACAGCAGUUCAAUUUACCACCCUGAUAAUAUGUGUGUACGCUGAAGCAGCCUGGGUGUGGUGUGUUAUAUAAGUGGAAAUGAAGACCUGUGGGUGGGUGUGACGUCUUAAGUCUUCCCCCUGGGUACGCAGAGAGACACGGGACAGCCCGCUUUGUUGGUCCCAUAGACCAGUAAGAGGUUCUGCUGCAGGUAAUGAGGCAGGUAAAAGACUGAGAGGAUGACUGGUGCAGGGUUUUAAUCCUGUCCUGCAGGGAUGUGUCUCUGACUGCACUGUGAAGAGGGGGACAGAACAGAAUAGAAUAGAACACAGCCUGGGGCGGGGCACACUGCCUGCCUGCCUGCCUCUCACUGCCUCCCAUUUUCUCUCCUCUCUCCCCCUUUCUCCCCUCUAGUCCUCUCCCCCUCUCUCUUCUACUCUUUCCCCCUCUCCCUCUGUCUUCCUUUCCCUUUCUCUUCUCUCUCUGUCACGGCUCAAAGUGCUAGUGAAGGCCCCAGAGGGCCCAUUCAUCCAAUCCCACAGAUAAGGAUCACUGUCCAGCAGUCCCAGCCAACAGAUCGGCCCCGCGGGACCCUGACAAACAGCCAGGAACAGACAGACAGAGAAGAGAGAAGAAAGAGGAGAGAGAGAGAAGAACAGAGAACGGGACUGCUUCACAGGGCUUUAAAAGAGAGAGGGGGAGAGCAAGAGAUCGAUAGAGAGAGAGAGGGCGAGAGAGAGAGGGAGAGGGAGUGAGAGAGCGAGAGGGUGUUGAGAUGGAGAUCAGGUAUCCCUGAGAGGCCCCCAGGGGCCAGAAGGACACAAACUGGAGGAGAGAGAUAGACUACGUGCUCUGUAGCUGGAGAUUGAUCAGAGACUGAGCUAGCUAUAGCCCCCCACAGCAAUCAUAAAGAGGAGAGCAGUCAGUGAAGUGCCAUUACCAUUCAUUGUCUCUGCCUCAAGCAAUAGUAGACUAUUCAGAUGUGUCUUGUCGACUACAGUGUAGGUGAGAAGCUUGUUACUUUGGUAUCAGUGGCAGGUGAACAGUCCCAGUCUUUUGAUCUUUUAAAAGGAGAGGUAGCAGCAAACACGAUCAAAAUAUUAUAUGAAGCUCUCAAGACGUUCUCCUCCUCUUUUUGUGAAAUCCUGCUUGGGAACAAAGUCAAUAGACAUAGCAGCACUAAAGACUAAAGAGGGAUAAAGACAGAGAGUGAUCACAGUGGCCCUCAGACUGAAGUGUCUCUGUCUCUCUCUCCACAUCUCUGUCUGUCUGUCUCUCUCUCUCUCCUCUCCCCACCUCUCUCUUGGGCUCUCUCGCCUCUGUCUCUGUCUUUCUCUCUAACUAUCUCUCUCUCUCUGUCUCUCCUCUCCCUUGUGCUCUCUCUCCGCUGUCUCGGUCUCUUCUCUCUCUCUCUCUCUCUCUCUCUCUCUCUCUCUCUCUCUCUCUCUCUCUCUCUCUCUCUCUCUCUCUCUCUCUCUCUCUCUCUCUCUCUCUCUCUCUCUCUCUCUGGUUGAGCUCUGAAUAUUCAUGGCUCUUGGUGCAAUCAGUCCUGGGCAGGCUGAAAGAGACAGGGGGAUGGAACCAAGCCAGGAGAUGGAAGGAGGAGAACUCUCUCGCACUUUCUCUCUCUCCAUUUCUCAAACCGUACUGCACUCCUCUUUAUCUCUCGGUCUUAAUUCUGUGCGUUUUGCUUUUCACAUUCUCUUCAUCUCUUUCCAACUCUGUCUCCCUUCCUCUACAUCUCCUUCUCUUCUCCUUCAUCCCUCAAUCCCUCUCCGUCCGUCAUAUCCAAGUGCUAAAGUUCACCUGCCACCCCAUUGCUCACUGCUCAACCCAAGCCAACUAUGCACACACAGGCAUGCAGGCACACAUGUACGGACACACGGAUGCACACCUACAUACACACAUACUGAGAAUAUGGUGCAACCAUGCAUAAUGCUCAUAUAUGCUACAUGUAGUUGUGUGUCCCCAUUUCUUCAGCCUACUAGAUGAACUAGGUCCACUGGAUCAAAGGUCAUAUAUUACUGUGUAUUGCCACAAUGUCAAUACCAGUCAAUACCAUUCGACACUCAUUCCACUUUAUUAACCAAAACAAAUCCAUCAACAGAACAUUGUGGACAAUAACUGUACAACACGUUCCUGUUUCUGAAGCUGUUGAAUCCACUUGUGUGGAUCGAUGGAGUCCGUCGGUGUACAAAUUAAAAGCAUAAAUAACAACACCCAUAGCGAUAAAAAUUUAAAACCAGAAUCCAGAAAUAUUAAUUAGCCAACAAAUCCUCUCUUUAUUGCAAUCCUUUAUCGCCAGUCGGCCAGCCAGUCAGCUAGCCAGCCAGCCAACCAACAAACCAGCCAGCCAACAAACCAGCCAGCCAGCUGAUUGUAUGUAUUCCCUUUGAGGACGCAGAAGGGAACAGGGCAGAGAUGCAGCAUGGAGAAGUGUGUAAUUCUGCCCAAUUGAGUUUUAUGAGAUGAACUGAACUGGUGCUUUAGCAGCCAGGGGGAGAGGGAAGUUCAUGUUAAAAUGUAUGAGGGGAAUGUUCUUUCUUUUUUACCCCCCGAACCAACCGCCAACGUUGCUUCACAUUAAUUCUCUGUGUACUAGCCUUUUAUCCCUCUUCCUCCUCCUCCUCUUCCUGCCUCCUCCUCCUCCUCCUCUUCCUGCCUCCUCCUCCUUCUCCUCCCUCCCUCCCUCCUCCCGGUAUCUGAAGGCAGUGUUUUUGUGAUCCACAUUCAGAGUUUGGUGUGUAUUAUUAUUUCCCCCAUCUCUCUGCUUGGAUGAUGAAAUGCCUCUAUAGCCUGAGAGACAUACAGCAGCAGGCACAGCGCAGUAGCACCCCACUAGUUUCAAGAAGGCUGGCCUUGAUUUUCACAUCACUGUUGUUUUUUGGAAGUGUUUUAUCUACCUCCUUCUCUUUGUAGCUCUACCUGGUUGCAACAAGAGGAAACAGGUAAAGAAAGCAGGAAGACUGAACUGAUGAGGAUUCUGUUCCUUUGAACAAAUCCACCCUUUACGUUGUGUGCAGCGAUAGAUAGAUUGUUCCCUUCUUUGCCUGUGUGGAUAUGGGAGAUUAUGGUGUUGCAGGUGUGGGUAGUGGAGAUGUGGGGGAACUUUGUUAUCAAAUAUUUACGAUGCUAUCAAGCCAACCGUGACUGCCAAUAUCAAUAUAGCUUAGCCUACACCCUCUCUCCGUUUUCAUCUGUCUCUCCUUUUCAUCUCCCUCUCUCUCUCUCUCUCUCUCUCUCUCUCUCUCUCUCUCUCUCUCUCUCUCUCUCUCUCUCUCUCUCUCACUCUCUCUCUCUUUCUCUCCCUCUCCCUCUCUUUCUCUACCUCUCCUUCUCCUUCAUCUUCCCACUCUUUAUCACUCUGUCUCUCUCUCUCAAUCUUUCCCCCCCUCUUUCUUUCUCUCUCUUCAUCUCUCUUCCCUGUCCCUUUCUCUCUCUUUAUCUGCAUGACCAGCAGUCCAUCCAUCUUUUCCCCAUCCCCCCUCCUGUACUCUUCCAAUUAAAUAACAACUCCCAUAGCGAUAUAAAGGAAAAACCAGAAUCCAGAAAUAUUAAUUACCCAACAAAUCCUCUCUUUAUUGCAAUCCAGUCAGCAAGUCAGCCGACAAACCAGCCAGCCAGCCAGUCAGCCACCUAGCCAGCCAGCCAGCCAGCCAGCCAGCCAGCCAGCCAGCCAACAAACCAGCCAGCCAAUCAACAAACCAGCCAGCCAGCCAGCCAGCCUACCAGCGAGCCAGACAGUCAGACAACCAGCCAGCCAGCCAGCUAAUUGUAUGUAUUCCCUUUGAGGACAGGGAAGGUAACAGGCCAGGGAUGCAGCAUGCAGAAGUGUGUAAUUCUGCCCAAUUGAGUUUUAUGAGAUGAACUGAACUGGUGCUGUAGCAGCCAGGGGGAGAGGGAAGCUCUCUAUUUCUUUCUCCCUCUCCCCCUUCCCCUCUCCCUCUCUUUCUCUACAUCUCCUUCUCCUUCAUCUCUCUCUCCCCUUCUCCCUCACCUGGCUCUGUCAAUUUCUAUUUCUCCACCCCCUCCCUUUCUCUCUCUCUCUAUCUGCAUGACCACCAGUCCAUCUUUUACCCAUCCCUUCUCCUGUACUCUUCCAAGUACAUUCAUUCCCAAAGUGCUUUACUUCUAUGGUGCUCUAUACAAUCCAAUCAGAAAGAUUACUUUCCCCUCCAGAGAGACAAAGAUCACAGUUCUAUUAAUACACUUAGAGCCUGGUUGUUGCUGAUGUUGUUGUGUCUAUUCCUCUCUCAGAUGUGUGUGACUGAAUGCACACACUCUCUCUCUCUCUCUCUCUCUCUCUCUCUCUCUCUCUCUCUCUCUCUCUCUCUCUCUCUCUCUCUCUCUCUCUCUCUCUCUCUCUCUCUCUCUCUCUCUCUCUCUCUCUCUCUCUCUCUCUCUCUCUCUCUCUCUCUCUCUCUCUCUCUCUCUCUCUCUCUGCUGUCUCUCUUUCCCUUCCUCCUCUGAGUAUCGCCAGAUGCUGAUAGUUAUAAUGAGGGAGGGUCAAGGCUCUGUGCAGUGCUGAGCGAGUGAAUCGAUGGCCGGGUGUGUCGCGGUGUGUGUUUGUGCAUAUUUGUGCGUGUGUGUGUGCUCGUCGGUGUGCGUCAGCGGCUGAUGAAUGGAGAAGUUGAUCGUCUGGACUUCUCUAAUGGCCCAUACAUAAGAAUGAAGAAUAGUAAGAAAUUAGCAGACAGGGAUGCGAGGCCUGUAUCCAUCUGUGGAGGCCUUGUGUGGUUCCAUCGAUCCAGACCAGGCACUUAGAGCCUGAUGUAUUGUCAACACGGCAACACACCGGGGCUGCUUCCCAAAGGACAUCCUACUUUUGACCAGGGCCCAUCGAGUGCGUGAACUAUCAAGAGUCUGCUGGUUUCUGUCACAGCUAACGUGUUAUUGUCUGUGUGAGUGGGUGAAACACAUUAACUAUUAUCUACACCUCUGAUGAGCUUUUAGGAUCAUUGGCAGAGCUUUUAACUGUGUGGCUGUCAGUGACUAUUCCAUUGGUUCCAUUGUGCCAGAAAAGCUCAAUCAAACCCAGCUAAAUUACUUGAAAGUAAAGUGCUAUUUAAAGUCUGGAAUCUAUGAAUGCAGUAAACCCCAUGUCAAUGCGUCGUUUAUUUAUUUGUUGUGCCUCUGCUGUAAAAUAGUAAAUUGUCCCUCAGUAAACGAUAUGGGUUAUUGUGGCAGUAAUGAUUUUUCAGAGGCCCAGACACACUUUGGUUCUCUGUGGGAGAGAUCUGGGAUUCACUUUGGUUUCUCAGCAUGAUGCUAGAUUCAUUAAGAUGAGUGAGUAGAUACUUGGGUAGUACUCAAUGACUCCUGUGGGUCCAGUGUUCUGUGUGUGUUCUCUGAUGAAGAAAGAUGUCUGUUUGAAAGAGAGGGAGUGAAAGGGAGGGAGAGAGAGAGAGAGAGAGAGAGAGAGAGAGAGAGAGAUGACUGUGGAAACAAGUCUGUCCUAUGGGGCUAUGCUAAACUAUGGAUGUUUGAGCAGAGAGAAUCGCCACCAGACAGGCCUCAGUGGAUUCAAGCUCUUUGAAUAGGACUUCCCUCUCUCUCUCCCUAACGUGAAAUCCUUUCUUCCUUCCUCCUUUCAUCUCUCCAUUGUCUCUCCUGUUCUCCUCUCAUCUCUCCAUUGUCUCUUCUGUCCUCCUUUCAUCUCUCCGCUGUUUCUCCUGUUCUCCUCUCAUCUCUCCAUUGUCUCUCCUGUCCUCCUCUCAUCUCUCCAUUGUCUCUCCUGUCCUCCUCUAAUCUCUCUUGGUUGUCUCUCCUCAGGUGGUGUUUGAAGCAUCCGUCUCAGCAGAACGGCGAGGCUACAUCGCCAUUGACGACAUCCUGCUGCUCAAUUACCCCUGCUGUAAGUAGCUACCCACCACAGUACAGCACCAGCGUCCCAAUGUAUAUCAGCCCAGAAAACACUGCCCCAACACAACAACAUAGCAAACCCAGCACACCACUAACCAAUCUAUCGCCAAUGCACUGUAUCAAUGCACCAAGGCACCAAAGCACAGAUGUACCAUUGUACUUCAGAACAGAGCACAGAGCCAGUAACCUUUAUCAAAGAAAUGGGAAAAUGCGUGUCUGGGCGCUCAGGGGUGGACAGACAGACAAAGUCUCAGGACUAUGAUGGGUGGGUGGACAGACACUGACAGAGGCCUGUAAAGUAUCCAGCGGAGGUGAAGGUACUGCUCUCAAAGCCAGAGACGGUUCUGAGAGGCUUCUGGCAUGUGGACACCUGUCUGAUUUCCCAUGGUCACGGCUGCACAACGCCGCUCCUUUUGUCCAGGUCGAACAGACAUCGAGCUGGUGACCUUUAUCUUCCUGACUGCUCAGCACGUCGCUCCACUCGCCACUCUCCCGGUCACCAAGAUGAGCCCACUCUCCCAGAGCGAAUGUACUGUUCCAGGAAACACACACACACAUCACACACACGCACACACACACACACACUGUUCCAAGAAAAAAGCGGGCAGCAGGUGAACGGGUGAAAGGACUCUCGUCGCAUGUUUUUUUUUUUUUUCCUCUCCACCAAGGCGAGACGAGAGCAGCAGUCGUCUGAGGUCUCUAGCUAGACCAUAAUGCCAUAUGGUGAUGCUCUUAGAUAUUUCCCCAUUAUAGCUAACCCCCUCCCUCUUAGUGCAAUCCCCCCCACCACCCUCCCUUAGCUCUCAGUGCAAACACCCCUCAACCCCACAACCCCCUUGCUUCUCUAAAACUGACCGACUGCCUCUAUAGUGGACCCUCUUUGUCUCUCCCACAGCAGUCUGAUACACCAUGGUGUUACUUUGAGAUAAUUCCCCAGUAAAACCUCCCUCCUUCAGUGCAGCAGAAACUGCGGGCCGGGAGGAAAUGUUAAUGACUGAUAAUGGAGGCCGUUAAUGAGCUCAUGAAAUUCAGAUAGCUUUUACCGCCUGUAAAAAAAAACAGCCAGACCCUUAUAAAUCUUUCACAAGUUCAUCUCUCUCUCUCUCUCUCUCUCUCUCUCUCUCUCUCUCCAUAAACCUUCUCCAAAACAACCAAAGAUAAGCUCAACUCAUCUUAAACUUUUAACACUUAGCCUCUGUCACCUGAAUGUCGGCCAGCCUGUGUGCAUUUCCAUGGUGAUAUGGGACCCGUUGCUGAGUUAGAGUGGUUGCCAGGGCCCUCUGUGUGUGAAUAAUGUGUGUGUGACGGGUACAUCUCUUGGCGCUGAUGCAGAUGUCAUCUCCCUGGCCCCCGCCGUCCCCAUUAAAUAAUCAACACUCUCAUUAGGAGAUGCUGCGGCUGUCAGGGCCCUCCACGGAACCUCUUAAACACACACACACACACACACACACUCCAAGCUGGCACGACGCCCCCUACGGCAGCAGAAAUAACUUGUUUGGCCCGCAGGAGAUACAAAUCGAGUCUCUCUUAUAUUCACAUUCCAACAUGCUUGACAUUUCUGUUAUUUUCUCCUGAGUCACUAUCAUUAUUCCAAACACGUGUUACAGUCCAACGAAAUCUCUGUCAAAUUGAAGCUCGUUUGGAUAUAAAAAUGUGACUUGCAUAAUGUGGCCUGCAUACCAAGAGACUGAACUAGCUAGCGUGUGUGUGUGUGUUUUCUGAAAGACUACCGACUACGUGCAUAAAUCAAUUUAGCAACAGCUUGUCCCUCGAUGCGCUUAUUGGAGAGAAAUAAAGGAGAAGAGAGGAGAAGAGAAAUGAGAGAGGUGGGCAGAUGUCUGUUUCCAUGGAGACUCAUGAUAGGAGUGUCAGGUGUACGGAGGACAGCUGGACAGAUGUCUCUCUCUUCCUCUCCUCUUCUCUUCCUCUCUUCAUGUUUUCCUAUUUUCCUCACUCGCUUUUCCUCUCUUCCUAUCGUCCUCUCACUUUUCUGUGCAGGAUAAGAAAGGACCGUCAAAUACUCUCAGUUGUGCUGUUAUUUUAAAGUCAUUCCCCACCUGCCCAGGGACAACAGGUGUAAACUAACCUUAUGCAGUUGCUAAUUCUGGCACAUUUAUAUCAACGUUGAUUCAUGUUCACUAUGUCCCAUGUUGAAUACAACUAAUAAAGUAGCUAAAGCUAGUAAAAGUGAAGGGGGAAAGUAUCUGGUUGCUUACCACUGAGUGACAGAACACACUGUACACACACCCAGUGGCUUUGAGCUGGAUAAAUAAGUAGAAGAUAAGGAAGAGUCUUCACUGGAUACACUCCCGAGUGUGUGUUUUUAUGACAGGGUUUCAUCUGUUCACCAGUCCGUCUCUGUACUCUCUGAGGCACCACCAGGGCCACGUCACAUUAUUCUCAGUGUAGAGUGUAUUGCGCUCAUAGUCAAACAAAACUCAACUGUCUGAAAGGAAACAUGUAUAGCUGUUCUUAUAAGUGUACUUCCAUAAGAGUAAUGCUUACAGUUGCACUGCAGGCCUACUGAUGUCUGUGCACAGGGAGAGAAAGUCUUCUCACAUACUGUAGAACUCUGAGAGGAGAAACUAUGUUUGGUUGAGCAGCCUGUCUUCGUGAAGUCACAGCCCACAGGCAUGGCUGGGAAAGCUGUGCUGCACUGAUGUUCUCGUCCUCUCUCUGUGUGUGUGUGUGUGUGUGUGUGUAUGUGUUGAAUGUGUUCCUAAUGCAUGCGUGUGUAUUCAUAUGAUAAUAAUGAACUGUCAGUGCAUCAGUAUCACAGAGGAUCUCUCUCUCUCUCUCUCUCUCUCUCUCUCUCUCUCUCUCUCUCUCUCUCUCUCUCUCUCUCUCUCUCUCUCUCUCUCUCUCUCUCGCUCUCUCUCUCUCUACAGACAAGGUUCCCCACUUCUCUCGGCUGGGGGAUGUGGAGGUCAAUGCAGGGCAGAAUGCCACCUUCCAGUGUGUCGCCACGGGCAAAACUACAGAGACAGAACCCUUCCUACUGGAGGUAAGGAUGGAGGAGUGUGUGUGUGUGCUUGCUGGCGUGACCACCGACAAGACCACAAAAACAGAGACGUUCCUGCUGGAGGAGAGAGUACAGACUGAUGGAGGAGAGAGUACAGACUGCUGUAGGAGAGAGUACAGACUGCUGUAGGAGAGAGGACAGACUGCUGUAGGAGAGAGUACAGACUGCUGUAGGAUAGAGUACAGACUGAUGGAGGAGAGAGUACAGACUGCUGUAGGAGAGAGUACAGACUGCUGUAGGAGAGAGUACAUACUGCUGUAGGAUAGAGUACAGACUGAUGGAGGAGAGAGUACAGACUGCUGUAGGAGAGAGUACAGACUGCUGUAGGAGAGAGUACAGACUGCUGUAGGAGAGAGUACAGACUGCUGUAGGAGAGAGUACAGACUGCUGUAGGAGAGAGUACAGACAGACUGAUUGCCCUGGGGCCCAAGUCCCUUGCACUUCUUCGGGCUUAAAGAUGGAAUCCUCAUCAGGGGAAACAGUGCCACUGUCCGCCCCACGGCUGUUGUUAUUGUUUUUGUUUUGUUGACGAAGCAGAGUGGGGAGCGUUGCGCAGCGUGGGAAAAACAUUUGCAGUACAUAUGCUGCUAUUCUAUCACGCGUGCAAUGUUGUUUACAGUUACUUAUUUGUUGUUGGAAUAUCGCAAAUGGACGUGGCUGUUUCACCAUUAAGGAUUCCAGCUUUAUAAAUGCAUAGAAGUGCACUAUUAUUUUUAUGAGGUCUGAUAUAUAUACGAGUGCUUCAGUGAAUUAAAGAUAGACCCAGCAGUAUGACAUCAUCAAACACAGAGUGCCAAGUCCCUGCAUACAGACUAGCUAUAACUAACUACUAUUACUAACUAAUGGCAUCAGCUGUUUGUGUGACCUUUUGAUUUGCUAGCUGAUAGUUACUCAUAUUCCUCCAUUAAGUAAUCUCUCAUAACUCAAAAUGGUUUACAUUUCUGCUGCAUGAAUUUGAGCUAAUAUUAGUUAUCUGAAACCUCGGUCUGAAAGCCUCCACUCUCUCUCUGCAUACUUGAAGCUAAGUGCCAUUUAAAAGUUAGAUGAGGGAAGGAGGGAAGGAGGGAAAGAGGGAAGGAGACGCUUUCCUCUGUUUUCUUUCCAUCUCCUCUCCUCUCUUUCUUUCUUUUGUAUUGAAGUAUUUUGUAUCCAGAGCCUCUGCUCUUUCAAGAGUUCAAAAACCUACAAUUUUAAUCCUGACACAGACAUACACACACAGUAUCACAUGCACAACCAAGCCCACACACACACACACACACACACACACACACACACACACACACACACACACACACACACACACAUACACAUACACACACACACACACACACACACACACACACACACACACACACACACACACACACACACACACACACACACACACUGUUUGGUGGGGGGGGGGGGUCAGAUACACCUAUUUCACUUUUGCAUGUAAAAACACUCACCACUGCUGCACAUGCUGCCACUGUUUUGAUUACAAAAAGUAAUAUUUUUAGAACGAGCAGUGUGCAGCCAGCUCCUGAGUGCAUUGGUGACACAAGCACAGGGUAAACACAACAAGCAGCUUGCCGGUAGCUAGCAUCCACUAGCUAGCACCUAAUGGCAGUGUUGCAAAUGUUUUUUCGGUCCUACCUAUCCGUGAGAAGGUUUUAGCUAGUGUAUCCCUAUGUCCUUUGACCGGUGAUGGGUGUGGAUGUCUGGUUCAGGUCCCAGGCUCCCAAUGACCCUCAUUAAUAUUUAUUUGCAAGUUCAUUGCAAUUUGCUCUUUAGCGCUAUCUGUUUAGUACCUGAUGGAGCAGACCCAGAAGACCUGUGCAAUUCAGCACCCCAGGGUGUUCCAUUUACUUUGUGGUGUGAAAAUCAUGUGAUGAAAUCCUGCAAUCUCAUUGCUGCAGUCGCCCCCAAUAGCAAGCAAUGUAAUAGCUGGCAAUACAAUCCAAGCCUGGGCGGCAGGCUGAACACACGGAGCUGCUGAUGGUAGAGCAGUAGUUAACUGAACAGCUUGCUUUGAACAAUAUCAUUUUGAACAGUAAAAUGUACACAAAUUAACCAUACUUUUAUGGACAUUUUAAACAUAAUUCUUGAAUUAUACACUACCAGUCAAAAGUUUGGACACACCUACUCAUUCAAAGGUUUUUCUAUAUUUUUACAUUGUAGAAUAAUAGUGAAGACAUCAAAACUAUGAAAUAACACAUAUGGAAAUAGGGCUAUCUUCUGUAUACCCCCCCUUUUACCUUGUCACAACACAACUGAUUGGCUCAAAUGCAUUAAGAAGGAAAGAAAUUACACAAAUUAACUUUUAAGAAGGCACACCUGUUAAUUGAAAUGCAUUCCAGGUGACUACCUCAUGAAGCUGGAUGAGAGAAUGCCAAGAGUGUAUCUCAUAACACUGAAUCAGCGAACUUUGUGAAGACCAAUACUUGUGUCAUUCUCAAAACGUUUGACCACGACUGUAGGUGUGUGCAAACUUUUUACUGGUAUUGUAUAUUUUGGAGAAAAAUCCCCCCCUCAAAAUGUUUUAUUUUUACCAAUAACAAGUGGGGCACUGCCCCUAACGCCCUAAUGGAUGAGCCACCACUGGUUGAAAUGCAUCUCUUCUACAAGGAUGCAUGACAGCAUUAUGACUCAUAUCACCCAUAUUGGAUUGAACACAUGUUGCACACAAUACACAUAUGGUGAACUGAGCCAUACAUUGUCUCCCAGUUCAAACCAGAUUCCAAUGUUGCUCUGACUCUAACCCACUUUACUCAGUAAGGUUAAAAAAGGUGAAGGGGAAAAGUAUUGGUAACAGCAGGGAAAAACAAUAUUUUUCCCCAACCCUUUAUUGUCUUCUGUUCAUCUAUUAGCUGUGUACUGUUUCAUUCUUAACACAAUGUUUGUCUGUUUUUCUCCCCUCAACUGUAAUUGUGUGUGUAUUUGUGUGUGUGUGUGUGUGUGUGUGUGUGUGUGUGUAUGUGUGUGUGUGUGUGUAUGUAUGUAUGUGUGUGUAUGUGUGUGUGUGCAUGCGCGUGUUUCUCUCUCUUACUCUCCUCAACAGUAAUUGCUUUAUUUCCUUAUUUUGUCUUUCUAUCAGAGAGUUUUACUUGUUCUGUUUCUGAUUCUGUUUAGAUCUUUAGACAAUGUCAACAUUUGUUUGUGUUCAGUUGGAAUCCUGAAUUAAUUAAUUACCACGGAAACUCAUAAUUAAGGUAUGAUAUGGGAGUUAGGGGAAGAGAGAGGGAGAGAAGGAAGACAGACAGGUUUAAUACUGUAUGUUUAAUUUGUAUGACAAGCUGUAGGAUUGUCUGUUUGUUUUGACUGAAUGAAUGAAAUCACAUCUCAAUGUACAUUCAUUCAGUCAAAACAAACAGACAAUCCUACAGCUUGUCAUACAAAUUAAACAUACAGUCUUAAACCUGUCUGUCUUCCUUCUCUCCCUCUCUCUUCCCCUAACUGAAGAAUCACACAUACACGUACACACACACACACACAACUGCACACACACACACACACACACACACACACACACACACACACACACACACACACACACACACAUACACCUGUGUCUGUGCAUACAAUAACCUACGGUUAUGAAAAUGUGAUCCAACAAGCUAUUGGCUUAUGGAAAUGAAUAACCCAAUAAUUCAGAAAAUACUUUUCACAACCACUAACAUUGACACUGAGGCAAUAAUCUAUACAUUUAUGCUGUUGCUCCCAUUACCAGUUUCUUACUUUUAAGCAAACGUUUCCUGCUCCCCCCCUCCCCCCCUGAAAAACCAAUUCACAACUCCAAUUCACAACGCCACUUCGACAGGGGCUAUCUUAAAUAACAUCCUGCCUACAUUAUUCUGAGAGCAGAGCAGCAUAUAGCCUUCUACACCUGGAAAAACGUAACGCUUUGUGUGUGUGUGUGUGUGUGACAGGUGACAGGUUGUGAUUUCCUGUCCCCCUCGAUGAUCCGAGCGCUCAUGUGCCUCGAGCGAUCACAUAUAACUACGGGUUGUCUGCGUGCAUGCAUGUAUGAGUGUGGCAGCUCUGUCAGCAGCCCGCCAUGCAACCUCACCGUGACAUGUUAGCUGUAACAUAUACAGUUGAAGUCGGAAGUUUACAUACACCUUAGCCAAAUACAUUUAAACUCAGUUUUUCACAAUUCCUGACAUUUAAUCCUAUUAAAAAUUCCCUGUUUUAGGUCAGUUAGGAUCACCACUUUAUUUUAAGAAUAUGAAAUGUCAGAAUAAUAAUAGAGAGAAUUAUUUAUUUUAGCUUUUAUUUCUUUCAUCACAUUCCCAGUGGGUCAGAAGUUUACAUACGCUCAAUAAGUAUUUGGUAUCAUUGCCUUUAAAUUGUUUAACUUGGGUCAAACAUUUCGGGUAGCCUUCCACAAGCUUCCCACAAUAAGUUGGGUGAAUUUUGGCCCAUUCCUCCUGACAGAGCUGGUGUAACUGAGUCAGGUUUCUAGGCCUCCUUGCUCGCACACACUUUUGCAGUUCUGCCAACACAUUUUCUAUAGGAUUGAGGUCAGGGCCUUGUGAUGGCCACUCCAAUACUGUGAUGAGUGUGAUUAGAAGGAGUCAGGCGCAGGAGGGUAAAUCACAGAAUACAGAGUUUAUUCCGUCAACACAGUUGCGCUGGAUAGCGACAAGAAAAUACAGGCACAGGGGAACAAUCUACCCCGGCAAUACAAGGUACGGGUAGCUCCAAAAAAUACAGGCACAGGGGAAUAAUCUACCCCGGCAAUACAAGGUGCGAGUAGCUCCACCAAGCUACACUCAACUCACAUAAAACAAUCACCCACAAGGACAAGGGGGCAGAGGGAACACUUAUACACAGACUAAUGAGGGAUAUGAACCAGGUGUGUGUGUAAUUGACAAGACAAGACAAAUGGAAUGAUGAUAUAUGGAGCGGCAGUGGCUAGUAAGCCGGUGACGAUGAACACCAAAGCCUGCUCGAACAAGGAGGAGAGGCAGCCCCUUACACUGGGAACACACUGAGCAGUAGGAGACAUACACCCUCAUGUCCUUAGCCAAGGUAGGCCACCACUACUAGUCAGGCAGCGCACUGUACGACCGAUACCUGGGUGACCAGAGGAGGGUGACGAGUGUGCCCAGUAGAUCAGACGAUCACGGAUAAGAGCAGGCACGUACCGCAGCCCAGCUGGACACUGAGGUGGAGAUGGAUCUUAGCGUAAUGCCUGCUCUAUAUCCGCGUCCAUCGCCCAUACUACCGGCGCCACAAUGCAGGAGGCCGGGAGUAUGGGGGUGUUGUCUCUGGGCCUCUACUCUGUGUCAUACAGCCAUGACAAUGCGUCUGCCUUCACAUUCUUCAUACCCGGGAUGUAUGACAGAGUAAAAUCGAACCGGGUGAAGAAUAGGGCCCACCUGGCCUGGUGAGGAUUCAGCCUCCUCGCUGCCCGAAUGUACUCCAGGUUACAGUGGUCCGUCCAGAUGAGGAAAGGGUGUUUCGCCCCUUUGAGCCAAUGCCUCCACACAGUCAAGGCUCGGACAACAGCCAAUAGCUCCCGAUCACCAACGUCGUAGUUCUGCUCCGCCGGGCUGAGCUUCUUAGAGAAGAAGGCACAGGGGCGGAGCUUGGGUGGCGUGCCCGAGCGUUGAGACAGGACAGCGCCUAUCCCUACCUCGGACACAUCCACCUCCACUACGAGCGGUAGUGAUGGAUCGGGGUGGGCCAGUACCGGGGCUGAGGUGAACAGGUCAGCCUCAGCAGACCAGCGGAGCCGGGACGGCCCACCCUUCAACAGGGCUGUAAUGGGAGCUGCGACCUUGCCAAAGCCCCGGAUAAACCUCUGAUAGUAGUUGGCGAGGCCAAGGAAGCGCUGCACCUCCUUAACCGUGGUUGGAGUUGGCCAAUUACGCACGGCUGAAAUGCGAUCUCCCUCCAUCUUCACACCUGAGUUGGUAAUGCGGUAUCCAAAGAAGGAGACGGACUAAUGGAAAAACAUACACUUCUCUGCCUUGGCCUAGAGGUCAUUUUCCAACAGUCGGGCCAGCACUUUGCGAACCAGGGACACAUGCUCGGUGCGCGUAGCGGAAUACACCAGGAUGUCAUCGAUGUAGACCACUACACCGUGACCAAGCAUGUCCCAAAACACCUCGUUCACAAAGGACUGGAAGACGGAUGGAGCAUUCAUCAAACCGUAGGGCAUCACCAGGUAUUCAUAAUGCCCCGUAGUUGUGCUGAAUGCUGUCUUCCACUCAUCCCCCUCUCGGAUACCCACCAGGCUGUACACACUCCUGAGAUCUAAUUUGGAAAGAAGCGCACCCCAUGCAUUGACUCAAUCACUGAAGGAAUGAGGGGGAGAGGAUAACUAAAUCUCAUCGUCUCCUUGUUCAGUGUAAUAAAUGCAAGGGAGCAGACCGCCGUCUUUCUUCUUCACAAAGAAGAAACUCGAGGAGGCUGGUGAAGUGGAGGGAUGUAUAUACCCCUGGCACAGGGACUCGGUGACGGAUGUUUCCAUAGCCUCCGUUUCAGCUUGCGACAGGGGGUACACAUGACUCCUGGGAGGUACAGCGUCUACCCGGAGGUUUAUCGCGCAAUCUCCCGGCCAAUGAGGUGGUAACUUGGUAGCCUGCGUUUUUGAGAAGGCGUGCCCCAAAUCGAGGUAUUCAGGGGGAAUGCGUAUUGUGGAGGUACUGUCUGGACUUUCCACCGUGGUUGCACCAACGGAAACACCUAGACACCUACCCUGACACUCUUGCGACCACCCCAUGAGAACCCUCUGCGACCAUGAGAAGGUGGGGUUGUGGAGUGCUACCAAGGGAUCCCUAAUACCACAGGGAAAGCAGGAGACUCAAUAAUAAAAUCUGCUCACAAUGAGUCUCCUGGGUAAUCAUGGUGACUGGUGCAGUAACUUCCUAAACAAACCCGGACCCUAAUGGUCGACUAUCAAGUGCUCUGAUGGGGAGUGGAAUGGAUAGGGGAACCAAUGAAAUGCCUAGACGGCAUGAGAAUGCCCUGUCCAUAAAGUUCCCAGCUGUGCCUGAAUUGACUAGCGCCUUACACUGGGGAACUACCAUGUGAUCGGGAAAGUAGAUGGGUAGGGUACAGUGUGCAGCAGAGGGCUCUGAACGAGUGUGGGUGUCCGAUACCUGAGGUGAUGCGAGAGUGCCCUGCCUGCCGCCUCCAGACCCAAAAGAGUGUUGACGACCACGUGUGGUGUACUUUCCCUUCGUGCCACCCGAGUGACACUGUCGCUGUCGUCCUCCGCUCUCUCGGACGGCGGCUCCAACCAGCUCCAUCACCUUGGGAUCCGAGUCGGCCGGGGUGGGAACGGGCAAUCCCCUUCAAGGACGUCCUCUGGCUGCGGGAAGGUUGUCCAAACGGAUGGCCAUGUCCACCAGUUGCGUGAAGGACAACAUGGUGUCCCGGCAGGCUAGCUCCCGUCGGACGUCCUCCCGCAGAUGGCACCGGAAAUGGUCGAUCAGGGCCCGCUCGUUCCACCGGGACCCCGCUGCAAGAGUCCGAAACUCCAAAGCGAAGUCCUGCACGGUCCUCGUCCCCUGCCUCAGGUGGACCAGCCGCUCGCCCGCCUCUCGACCUUCGGGUGGGUGAUCGAAGACAGCCCGAAAGAGGCGAGCGAAUUCCCCGUAGUUCUCCAACGCGGCUCCUCCUUCGUUCCAAACCACGUUGGCCCACUCCAGGGCUUUCCCUGAGAGGCAGGAAACGAGGACGGACACCUUCUCCCGCUCCGAUGGGGCCGGCCUGAUGCUGGAGAAGUAGAGCUCCAGUUAGAGGAGGAAUCCUUGGCCGCCGUCCCGUCGAACUCCCGUGGUCGGGAUAUCUGGAUCCCUCCGGGUGCUGGGGUGUGGUUGGCUUGAUCCGGUUGGCCAGCUGGUCUCGACAGAUCGGAUUCUCUCCUCUCCAGCUUCCCCCAAGCUGGCCAGCAUCGUGGAAUGCUCCUUGACCCGUGACACGACUCCAGGCAUGCGCUCCUCUCGCGCUGACUCCAUAGCGGGUGGGUGAUUCUGUGAUGAAUGUGAUUAGAAGGAGUCAGGCGCAGGAGGGUAAAUCACAGAAUACAGAGUUUAUUCCGUCAACACAGUUGCGCUGGAUAGCGACAACAAAAUACAGGCACAGGGGAACAAUCUACUCCGGCAAUACAAGGUACGGGUAGCUCCAAAAAAUACAGGCACAGGGGAAUAAUCUACCCCGGAAAUACAAGGUGCGAGUAGCUCCACCGAGCUACACUCAACUCACAUAAAACAAUCACCCACAAGGACAAGGGGGCAGAGGGAACACUAAUACACGGACUAAUGAGGGGAUAUGAACCAGGUGUGUGUGUAACUGACGAGACAAGACAAAUGGAAUUAUGAUAUAUGGAGCGGCAGUGGCUAGUAAGCCGGUGACGACGAACGCCGAAGCCUGCCCGAACAAGGAGGGGAGGCAGCCUCGGCGGAAGUCGUGACAAAUACCUUGACUUUGUUGUCCUUAAGCCAUUUUGCCACAACUUUGGAAGUAUGCUUGGGGUCAUUGUCCAUUUGGAAGACCCAUUUGCGACCAAGCUUUAACUUCCUGACUGAUGUCUUGAGAUGUUGCUUCAAUAUAUUCACAUAAUUUUCCUUCCUCAUGAUGACAUCUAUUUUGUGAAGUGCACCAAUCCCUCCUGCAGCAAAGCACCCCCACAGCAUGAUGUUGCCACCCCCGUGCUUCACGGUUGGGAUGGUGUUCUUCGGCUUGCAAGCUACCCACUUUUUCCUCCAAGCAUAACGAUGGUCAUUAUGGCCAAACAGUUCAAUUUUUGUUUCAUCAGACCAAAGGACAUUUCUCCAAAAAGUACGAUCUUUGUCCCCAUGUGCAGUUGCAAAUCGUAGCCUGGCUUUUUUAUGGCGGUUUUGGAGCAGUGGCUUCUUCCUUGCUGAGUGGCCUUUCUGGUUAUGUCGAUAUAGUACUCGUUUUACUGUGGAUAUAGAUAAUUUUGUACCUGUUUCCUCCAGCAUCUUCACAAGGUCCUUUGCUGUUGUUCUGGGAUUGAUUUGCGCUUUUCACACCAAAGUACGUUCAUCUCUAGGAGACAGAACACGUCUCCUUCCUGAACAGUAUGACGGCUGCGUGGUCCCAUGGUGUUUAUACUUGCGUACUAUUGUUUGUACAGAUGAACGUGGUACUUUCAGGCGUUUGAAAUUGCUCCCAAUGAUGAACCAGACUUGUGGAGGUCUACAAUUUUUUUUCAGAGGUCUUGGCUGAUUUCUUUUGAUUUUCCCAUGAUGUCAAGCAAAGAGGCACUGAGUUUGAAGGUAGGCCUUGAGAUACAUCCACAGAUACACCUCCAAUUGACUCAAAUGAUGUCAAUUAGCCUAUCAGAAGCUUCUAAAGCCAUUACAUCUGGAAUUUCCCAAGCUGUUUAAAGGCACAGUCAACUUACUGUAUGUAAACUUCUGACCCACUGGAAUUGUGAUACAGUGAAUUAUAAUGAAAUAAUCUGUCUGUAAACAAUUGUUGGAAAAAUUACUUGUGUCAUGCACAAAGUAGAUCCUAACCGACUUGCCGAAACUAUAGUUUGUUAACAAGAAAUGUGUGGAGUGGUUGAAAAACAAGUUUUAAUGACUCCAACCUAAGUGUAUGUAAACUUCCGACAUCAACUGUAUAAUGUAUUUAUUAUCUCCACCUCCAACGGUACUUCAGCUCUCCCUCAUUUUCUCCCUGGCUCUCUCCUUCCUUCCCACUCACAAUCCCAUUAUUUAGGGCUAUAUCUCAUGGCCACACAUACACUACCGGUCAAAAGUUUUAGAACACCUACUCAUUCAAGGGUUUUUCUUUAUUUUUAAAAUUUUCUACAUUGUAGAAUAAUAGUGAAGACAUCAAAACUCUGAAAUAACACAUAUGGAAUCAUGUAGUAACCAAAAAAUUGUUAAAGAAAUCAAAAUAUAUUUCAUAUUUGAUAUUCUUCAAAUAGCCACCGUUUGCCUUGAUGACAGCUUUGCACAUUCUUGGCAUUCUCUCAACCAGCUUCAUGAGGUAGUCACCUGGAAUGCCUUUCAAUUAACAGGUGUGCCUUCUUAAAAGUUAAUUUGUGGAAUUUCUUUCCUUCUUAAUAUAUUUGAGCCAAUCAGUUGUGCUGUGACAAGGUACAGGGGGUAUACAGAAGAAAGCUAUAUUUGGUAAAAGACCAAGUCCAUAUAAUGGCAAGGUCAGUCAAUUCAAGAACUUUGAACGUUUCUUCAAGUGCAGUCACAAAAACCAUCAAGCGCUAUGAUGAAACUGGCUCUCAUGAGGACUGCCACAGGAAUGGAAGACCCAGAGUUACUUCUGCUGCAGAGGAUACGUUCAUUACAUUUACAUUUUUACAUUUUAGUCAUUUAGCAGACGCUCUUAUCCAGAGCGACUUACAGGAGCAAUUAGGGUUAAGUGCCUUGCUCAAGGGCACAUUUACGUCAUUUAGCAGACGCUCUUAUCCAGAGCGACUUACAAAUUGGUGCAUUCACCCUAUAGCCAGUGGGAAAUCCACUUUUUUUUUUUUUUUUUUUUUUUUUUGGGGGGGGUAGAAGGAUUACUUUAUCCUAUCCCAGGUAUUCCUUAAAGAGGUGGGGUUUCAAAUGUCUCCGGAAGGUGGUGAGUGACUCCGCUGUCCUGGCGUCGUGAGGGAGCUUGUUCCACCAUUGGGGUGCCAGAGCAGCGAACAGUUUUGACUGGGCUGAGCGGGAACUCUGCUUCCGCAGAGGAAGGGGAGCCAGCAGGCCAGAGGUGGAUGAACGCAAUGCCCUCGUUUGGGUGUAGGGACUGAUCAGAGCCCGAAGGUACGGAGGUGCCGUUCCCCUCACUGCUCCAUAGGCAAGCACCAUGGUCUUGUAACGGAUGCGAGCUUCAACUGGAAGCCAGUGGAGUGUGCGGAGGAGGGGGGUGACGUGAGAGAACUUGGGAAGGUUGAACACCAGACGGGCUGCGGCAUUCUGGAUGAGUUGUAGGGGUUUAAUGGCACAGGCAGGGAGGCCAGCCAACAGCGAGUUGCAGUAAUCCAGACGGGAGAUGACAAGUGCCUGGAUUAGGACCUGUGCCGCUUCCUGUGUAAGGCAGGGUCGUAUUCUCCGAAUGUUGUAGAGCAUGAACCUGCAGGAUCGGGUCACCGCCUUGAUGUUAGCGGAGAACGACAGGGUGUUGUCCAGGGUCACGCCAAGGCUCUUCGCACUCUGGGAGGAGGACACAACGGAGUUGUCAACCGUGAUGGCGAGAUCAUGGAACGGGCAGUCCUUCCCCGGGAGGAAGAGCAGCUCCGUCUUGCCAGGGUUCAGCUUGAGGUGGUGAUCCGUCAUCCAUACUGAUAUGUCUGCCAGACAUGCAGAGAUGCGAUUCGCCACCUGGUUAUGGCGGCGUCCAUUACAGUUACCAGCCUCAGAAAUUGCAGCCCAAAUGAAUGUUUCACAUCUCAACAUCAACUGUUCAGAGGAGACUGCAUGAAUCAGGCCUUCAUGGUCGAGUUGCUGCAAAGAAACCACAACUAAAGGACACCAAUAAGAAGAACAGACUUGCUUGGGCCAAGAAACACAAGCAAGGGACAUUAGACCAGUGAGAAUCUAUCCUUUGGUCCAAAUUGGAGAUUUUUGGUUCCAACUGAUGAUCUCCGCAUGUGUAUUUCCCACCGUAAAGCAUGGAGGAGGAGGUGUUAUGGUGUGGGGGUGAGUAGGUGUUCUAAAACUUUUGACCGGUAGUGUACAUUAUAAUAAACAUAACUGUCUGUGUAGGUUAGUUAGGGUGACCUUACUCUCUCUCUCUAUGUGACUGUGUGUUGUGGGUGUUUUUGGUGGCAGUGACAGAGGUGGUGGCUACAAUGGUAAACAUGAUCACCUGUGUAUGGGUCAGUUAGCGUGAACUCUCUCCCUCCCCCUCCUCUCUCCUCCUCCCUCCCUCCCCUCCUCCCACUCCCCUCCCCUCCCCUCCCCUCCCUCCCCCUCCCCUCCCCUCCCCUCCCCUCCCUCUCCCCUCCCCUCCCCUCCCCUUUCUCUCUCUCUCUUUCUCCUCUAGGGAGUCUCUCUCUCUCUCUCUCUCUCUCUCCUCUUUCUCUCUCUCUCUCUCUCGGCUCUCUCUUUCUCACACUACUGCGGUACGUAAACGGUGUGGUUGUGGCGGCGUCCUUUAUCCAGCGUCUGAGCCACAAAGCGUCCAUUGCCACCUUCCAGGUGGAGCUGAGAGAGGGGGAGCAUGACCUUAUCGCUGCUCACAGAAGGUCCACCCGCGUAGCUGCCGUGUCUACUUCGCCGAGCUCAUUGUCAGAGGUAUAGUAAUGCCAGUCCGAAUAGUCAUGUUUAUUUAGUGUGUACAACAUAGUAUGGUAAAUAUGUGUCUGGUACACAAUGGAAACCUGUCUGGCUAUUGACGAUGUUAUGUCUUUGUUUACACACACACACACACACACACACACACACACACACACACACACACACACACACACACACACACACACACACACACACACACACACACACACACACACACACACACACACACAUACACACACACACACACACAUGGUUUUGAUUGAAGUAAGUCCUGUAGCACUCUGCACCACACACCACCUCCUCUAUGACACCUCCAACCCACCAUGACACCUAGAUACCAUUCUGGGAUCUCUAAACGCCCUCCUCCAUAUGUCCUACCUCCUUCCUCACACAACCACUUCUAACAGCUUCUCCUAAUGUGAGACAUGCACACAAGCACUGGCACACUUAGUCAAUCACAUGGGGACACACACACAUAAAAUGUUAAAAUGCACACACACAUCGGAAAUAUGUUCUGAACUAGCAAAACCUCUUUCAUAUCUUCUCUCUUCUACUUUCUAUUGUGGAAACACGUGGAAACGAUCUUUCACCUAUGUACAUAUGUUGUAUACUCUGUGUAAACAGUGUUUUUCUCUCUACAUGCUGCUGUAAUGUGUGUGUGUGUGUGUGUGUGUGUCCCUUCCCUUCAAGUGCCUCUCAGAAAUCACAAUCUGAAAAUGAUUAAAAAGAUUGUGUGAGGCAAUGCUCUAGCCGAGCAGAAAAAAAGCUAGGGAAAUUAUAAAACAAGAAAAGCAUGAAACAUAAAAAAAAAACCUUGACUUGCCUUUUCUUUGCGAGAGAAGAGAGUUAUUGCUUAUUUUGUGGAAAUUCUGACGUCUUUUUUUUGCGUUCUGUAAAAAUGAAUAAAGUGAUGAUGUACUGUAGUCUCACUGGUAAACAACCAUACAACUAUGGAUCACUGGAUUUCAUUUGUAUCUCUGUUCAUUUGACAGCAACUGAUGAUGUUUUUAUAAUGAGCCGGAUUACAUAGAUUUGUUUUUCUAUCAUUAUAUAUCGUUAGAAAUGAGGAGUUGACAGACUGUAUGUAGACAGUGCUACUAUAUAGCAUUGUGUCAGUUAUCUUGUUAACUGUACACUGUGUUAGAUAAAAGGGUCUACUACUGUAAAUGACAUCAUCAUCAUAUCAUGUGUAAAAGGCUUUUACUUUUGUUUAACCCUCCACUACACCCCUGCAUGCACUCACUUAGUCACUCACAACUCCUCUGUAAAACACUGUACUCUCCCCUAUCCCCCUUCCUUCACCCUGGCAGUGCCCCCCCACCCCCAUCGCUCCCCCCCAGCUGCUCCGGGCUGGCCCCACCUACCUGAUCAUUCAGCUCAACACCAACUCCAUUGUGGGGGAUGGCCCCGUGAUCCGCCGCGAGAUCGAGUACCGGGCCAGCCAAUCACCAUGGUCGGAGACGCACGGUGUGGGCUCGCUCACCUAUAAGGUUUGUGUGCGUGUGUGUGUGUACGCGUGGAAGUUCAUUUGUCGUUCAGCAUUUUUACAGGUUCUUAAAAACAGUUGUUAUUAAAUAACUCAGAAUUACUUUGCUGUUACAGUAAAAAAAAACAUAAAUGUUGAAUGAAAUGCUAUUCAUGUCUUUGCUAAAUAUAGAAAACAUGUUUAUACUCUAUUCUAUUGUAAGGUGUGGCAUCUGGAGCCGGACACAGAGUACCGUAUCAGUGUUUUACUGACCCGGCCAGGGGAGGGAGGGACAGGGGCGCCUGGACCCCCCCUGGUCAGCAGGACCAAGUGUGCAGGUGAGUUAGGAGGGCUGAACGGGUCUAAACCCAAACCUAGAUUUUGUUCUAUUCUAUUCUGUUCUACUCUAGUCUACUCUACUCCUUUUUAUUCCAUUCCUUCGACUUUGUUUAUCCCUUCUGGAACGGCAUUGAGAGAUCACAUAUAAUAACAUCCUCCAUAACAGGACAACAACAUUCAAACACAUACUCUAAUGGACUGCUGUCCACCGGUUGAGAGGAUGUGUGUGUGGAUUAUAGUGCUCAGUGGCUGAUAUGUACGUAGGUACCUCUUUAGAAGCCGGUGUGUAUGCAUGGACAGGUACACUUAAAUGAUGUGUGUUGAUUUAAUUAUAUGGUAGAGUGAAGAACCUGCAGCUUUCUCACUGGCAAUACACUCCCCCUCAUGCACACACACACACACACACACACACACACACACACACACACACACACACACACACACUUAUCUGCACUUACCCUCCCCGGCGCUCAGUGCUCAUCUUUAUGAAACAGCUCCCUGUAGAGUCAGGUAGACCGACAUGACGUUGUGUCAUCUAUCAUAGUCUCUGAUCCCUCCUGUCACAAGGCUCCAGCCACCCACCUCCUGUCUGCUCCUCUUGCCCAGAUGUGAGCCUCAAUCUCUGGGGAGAGAGCAGAGAGAGCCCCUGUGACACUACACACUCUAGAUCAGGGGUGUCGAGUCUAACUAAUUUUGCCCCGGGGGUCGCAUUCAGACUUCAACGAGGUCCAGAGGGCACAUUGAAUAUUGGUUAUAUUUCCUUGCCGUAAAAAUUUGCCCAAAUUAGUCCUCUAUCCAUCGUGUUUGUAAUGUUCGAUGCUCCCUGACUGUCUAGUGAUUAUUAGUGAGCAGGACAGUUAAGAAACUGUAUGAAUGUAGGUCCAUUGACUGUGCACAGUGAUUAUUAGCAAGCUAGAUAGCCAAGAAACUAUGAAUAUAGGUCCUUUAUCAUUUCUACACAGUUCGAUUUGGUUUUAGUCAUCAAAAGUAUAUUGAGUUUGUUUCCCCAUCCGCGGGCCGGAUUGGACCCCCUCGUGGGCUGGAUCUGGCCCGAUGGCCGUAUGUUUGACAGUCAUGCUGUAGAUCAAUCUGUCUCAUAUCCCCUCUCCCUGUCCAGCUCAGAAAGUUUUUUUUUUUUUUUUCUACACCUAUGUCCCCGGAGAGAAGGCUUUUGAUUAAUCCCUCUCAAGUUUUAACUGAUGUAGUAUAGGGAUGGGGGUUGGAAAUAAUUUCACUAUUUGAAUAGUAUUAUGUAAUUUUGUCGGAUUACCUUUUUAACCAGAUGAAUGCUGUGUGAGGGGAGAGGCUGGUGCGCUAUUGCUGCAGCUGUGGAGUUUCCGGUAGGAUAGGAGCAGACGGAGGCAGAGAGAGAGACGCUACUCGUCUACAGCCAAGAAUACCUAACUUGUAGCAGCCACAAUGUUCUUUAUUAUCCCAUAUAACAGUGCCUAUCUUGACUGGAGUGGCCUAGAGAAGCUAGCUAGCAAAAAUGAAUACUCACACUAGUAUUGGAAUACUAACGUCCGUACGAUAUUAGAAUAAGAGGGAAUAAAAUAAGUCUCAGUGUAUGUCAGACGUCGCCAGUUUACCUCACUCAUUGCAGGAGAACAAGGAAGAGUACUACAUCUCUGGCUACUUCUGUUAUCAUUCUAUGGUCUUUUGGGGAGACACAAUGGGCAAAUUGGAAACAUGGGCUGAUUUAUUUUCUAACAUGACGCGACUAGACCGUUCCCUCCCUCCCGCCAUCUCUCCCCCCUGAGGCAUAGAUGUGUAUUACCCAGCUUCUUUCUAUAAACGUCAGAGGCUUUAACCCCCCUUAACCCAUGGCAGUGACUCAAUGAUUGGUCCAACUGGCACUACCAGACCUCUCCUCCAUCCCUCAUUCCUCUCCCUCCUGAGGCUGUAAUUGUGUUCGUAACAGCAUGUGACCUGUAGGCCGGAGGACAGCCAGGCUGAUUGUGUUCAUAGCAACAGUUGACCCCUGGUGAGAAGGUGUCCUCUCUUUUAGCUCACUGACACCAUGGUUUAAGACAAGAGGAGGAUAGGAGAUGAGCUGGAGCCAGCAGAGCCCAGAGGGGGCUGACAGCCAGUCUGACAUACCCCUCCACCCCAUCUGCCCCUCCAUCCAUCCUCAUCUCUCUCCCGCCACUGGCUUUUCCCUUUGAUUAGUCUCAUCAGUGUGAGUCUGUGGGCCUGGACGUCUGUUGGCUGCUGUGGGGUUUGUUUGUCUGCAGGGUGGCAUGCUGCUGGACAGACAGACAGAGACAGGGAAGACAGCCUGGGUGGGUGGUAGAGUGUUUAAUCUAAUGAUGAGCCAUGCUUUCAUAUAGUAGCUUUCCUAAUGGGGUUCUAGUCUGCAUAAUCUGCAUCCUAAAUGGCAUUUAGUGCACUACUUUUGAUCAGGGCCCAUGAGGAAGUAGUGCACUAUUAGAGGGAAUAAGUUGCCAGACACCAACCCUACCUUAGCAGCCUCUGUGGCUGCAGUCUGGCAGGCCUGAUAUGGUCCUGUUGGACAUCAUCAUGACAGGGACACAGGGAUCCAUCACCCCAGUCUCACAAAUGCCAUCAGUAAUUAGCUAGUUCCAUAUCACAUCAUCUCAGCGCAAAGGGCAUCGCCUUUGGUCCUGGAGCUGAGCAGUCUGUAAACAUUUAGGGAUGAGUGAAAUGAUAUAAAAAAUGUGUUCUUGUUGUACAUCGCCCCCUCCUCCUCCCUCCUUUUCUCUCUCUCCAGGGUGUUUGUAUUUUUUUAUAUUUAAACAGCUUCCUGUGGUGAGUUUGUGAAGUAAAUAUCGGAACUAACCAUCUGUCUCUUUCUCCUUAUCUUUCUAUUUUGAUUCAUCACUCCAUCUCACAAUGUCCGGGAGGCGCGCGCCGCGCACAAGAGGGAGCGCGAGCGAGCGCGCGAGCGCGAGGCGAGAGGAGAGAGAGAGCAGGAGAGGAGAGGAAGAGGCGCGAGAACGCGAGAGAGAGAGAGAGCGAGCGCGCGAGAGCGAAGACGAGGAGGAGAGAGAAGAGAGAGAGAGAGAGGAAAGGAGGAGGAAAGAGAGAGAGAGAGAGGAGGAGAGAGAGGAGAGAGAGAGAGGAGAGGAGAGAGAGCGAGAGAGAGAGGAGAGAGAGAGAAGAGAGAGACGAGAUUACUAGCUACAAUAGACAUCUAGAUAAGAUAUCUUUGAUUCUAUUAUCGAUUAUAUCUCUCUCCCUAUCUAUCUUUCUCUCUCUCCUCUCUUCUCUCUUCUAGCUCUUGGGCUCUCUCCUCACCCACACCCUCGCUCCUCCAUCUCCCUACCCAUCUCUCCAUCAGAGCCGAUGCGUGCGUUUGCGAGGCCUCACAGCCACAGAGAUCCAGCCUCGUCAACUAGCCUUACAGUGGGAACCUCUGGGCUACAACCUGACGCGCUGCCACACCUACUCUGUCUCUCUCUGCUACCGCUACUCCACGCCUGCAGGAGGCAGCGCAGGGAACAACGCCACAGUGAGGGAGUGUCUCUCCGUGGAGAGGAACCAAUCACACUUCACCCUGAGGGACCUGCCCCCGUUCCGCUCCGUCUACGUCCGGCUGGCGCUGGAAAACCCAGAAGGCAAGAAGGAGAACAGAGAGGUCACCUUUCAGACCGAGGAGGACAGUGAGUGGACUCUAUUACCCAGCAUGCAUUGUCGUUUAUAUGAAACCCAGAGAGUGUUGGACCCAGUAGUGGUCAAUGCAGUGACUAACCUACAUAACCAUGUAUAUAACCAAUAUCUCAAUGCCCGAGGGCAGUGAUUGGAGCCAUUGCUCUGUGUAGGGUGCCGUCUUUCGGAUGGGAUGUUAAACUGGUGUCCUGACUCUCUGUGGUCACUAAAGAUCCCAUGGCCCAUAUCGUAAGAGUAGGGGUGUUAACCCUGGUGUCCUAGCUAAAUUCCCAAUCUGGUCCUCAUACCAUCAUGGCCACCUAAUCAUCCCCAGCUUCCAAUUGGCUCAUUCAUCCCCCCUCCUCUCCCUUGUAACUAUUCCCCAGGUCAUUGCUGCAAAUGAAAAUGCGUUGUCAGUCAACUUACUGGGUAAAAUAAAAAAAGAGAGGUAAGAUUACAAUACAUUGUGUGAAAUUGGUUGAUUUUUGAAAUUUCCAAAUUGCAAGGUCCUCCCAUUUGUGUUUGAUGACAAUGUGAUUCUGCUGUAUAAUGUUAUAAAUUUCAUAGUCAGUUGAACAGCAGAACUUGAAGUAAGCAAGCAGAGAGAGAGACUCUCAACUAUCUCACCUUCCCAGAGAUCUCUUUGGGCAAGAGAAAAUAAUCAAAAAGACUACAGGGAGACCUAAUACAAUUACCUCUCUGUAGUUUUUCGCACACACAAAUACAUGCAUACGCAUGCACAGAUUCAACCCAGAAUUCAUGUGUCCCAGACAACCACAAGCCAUUCGUCAUCUCUAGGGCUUGUUGAACUUUCCCAACUCUGUCACUAACCAAUCAACCGUGUCUUCAACAUAUGCACUGCCUUGUAAAUAACACCAAAUGCCCUGAUUUUUCAGGUCCCUAUUAGAUCCAUUGACUGCUUGUAAUCCCCAUGUCAAAACAAGAGUCCCUGUCUCAGACAAAGUCUCAGACCCAUUUGGGUUUCUUGUUUGGAUGCCAAUUUCCCUGUUAGGCCCUGCCAUUACACUGUUGCUGUUGUCCUCUGCUCCUCUCAGGGCUGUUGUGGAGAGAGAGAGGGGAUAGAGCAGGUUUAACUGUCAGCCACAAGGCAGUACUCUAGACUCUACCCGCCUGAGACACGGUCUCAGAGCCAGACAGACAGUCAGACAGUCAGACAGUCAGAGGAGAUUGUAAGUUGUCGAAACCUGCAUGAACUGUAGCAGCGGAGUCUUUCAAUCAGACACAGAUGUACACACAACCAAUCACACUUCACCCUGAGGGACCUGCCCCCGUUCCUGUCUGACUGUCUGUCUGGCUCUGAGACCGUGUCUCAGGCUUGCACCCAGGCACACACUCAUCAAAUCUUCUGGUCCUUAAAUCGGUUUGCCUGUCUUUAGGGCUGGAAACCGGAUAUCCUUUAUCACUUCCUUCCUAUAGGAUCCCCUAUUCAAUCAUCUGCGGGUUCUCUCAGAAUGUUUAUGUCAUGUUUUCUUUUCCAGUUCCUGGUGGCAUCGCCCCAGAGUCACUGACUUUCACCCCAUUGGACGAUUUGAUCUUUCUGAAGUGGGAGGAGCCUGUGGAGCCCAAUGGGGUCAUCACACAGUAUGAGGUAUGGAACAUGCCCUCAACUUUCCGGUCUGUCUACCUUUUUGCGAUCACAUAUCUAUCUCGAGCUCAAUCUUGAUCUCUAUCUUUCUCUUUUUUUUCCAGAUUAAUCAUUUUUGCUUAUUUUACUGAGAUUGAUCUCUAUCUGUCUCUAAUUUCCUUCAGCCUGACACAGACCAGUGUGUUGUUGUGUUGUUUUUUUGGGGAGGGGGGUAAAAAGAUACUCAUCACCAGGAAUUCAGCAAAAUAAUUGUUUAAUUUAGGAAUUCUGUUGAAAAAGUAUUCCCACAAAUAAAAUAAGAGACGUGAUUGUGUCUCAAUAUAAUCAAGGUAUGAAAUGAUUGUUAUUUUCAAAUACAAUCUCUUUUUGGGCUUAGUUGUGGUCAAUUGGCAGUGUACUAAUUAUUAUAAAUUAUGUUCCGGUCCCCCGACCCUCCGCUUCGACAAAAAUAGGCCCGCGGCUGAAUCUAGUUGCCUUCACGAACAGAUAGGACAAGCAUAAAGAUAAAUGGUACGCAGAGUCAUAGAUAGAGGGAAUGUAUCCCUCUAGUGUGAUAGGAGAGAGAUAGAGAGAUGAGAGGAGCUAGCAGAUACGAGGAUGAGUAUAUAUCUCGUAUCUAUAUGCUCUCAUCUCGGCGCUAGCUAUCUAUCGUCUCUCUCUCUCUCUCCUCCUCUCUCUCUCUCUCUCUCUCCAUAGUUCAGGCCUCUGUAUGUGUUCCUAUGCUAAUGAGGCUAGCAGAGCCUCUGACUGCAGCCCUGCAAUUAUAUAGCGACAAGCAGUAUAAUUAUUUAUUUGCCUAAGAGACGCUUUCACAUGGGGGCAAAUUAUUGAUGUACGUGUAUCACCCGCCACAGACCUCUGUAGCCAACUCUUAGAGCAUACAGAGAUUACUGUUUUCUGCCAAUAUUUUGCUAGAGAACUGUAACUAAUCUUCAAAAGCCUAGAUGAAGCUAUGGAUGCAAUAGGUCUGCCUGGUAGUCUGGCGUGUGUCUGUCUUUCUAUCCGGCAGUCAGGCAGGCUGCGGUGACACAGCUGAAUGAAUGAUAGGUGUCCAGACAGAGACCGGUCUGGGCCUGAGGAGUCUGCUCUGACAGAGAGAGAGAGUGUGUUGAAAAGGAAGGGACAUGUAAAUAGUGAGAUGGAGAGAUACUGAUAGAUAGAAUGAUGGAAUGAGGGAAAGGGAGGGAAGAAGCUGUUGGAAUAGAUAUUGAAGGUGAAAUGGAAAAGAGACAGAAGAUAUGGAGACAGGAAAGGGAAAGAUGCUGUAGGAAUAGUGAGAAGAUGAAGAUGAAUUUAGGCAGAGUGUGAAAGAGUGGAGGGAUGGAGGAGUGAGACUAGAUGGUUGAAUCAGGAGAGAGGAGAAUGAGAAACAGGAACGUGUCAGAGCUGCCUGGUGAGAGGAGAGAGAAGAGAGAGAGAAGAGAGAGGGGGAGGAGAGAGAGAGAGGGAAAGAAUAAAGAGAAGAGAGGUGAGAGGAACGAUAGAAGAGAGAGAAGAGAGAGGCACUGCAAACAGGAUCUCUGAGAAAGAAAAGGAGAGAGUGAAGCAGAAAAGAACAGCAGCAGAAAUGAUUGGGGUGUCUGUUGGUUGUCUGUGGUGACAGAGGAGACGUUCUGAGUGCUUCCUUCAGUAACACACGAUGACAACAGGAAUGAUCUCAUUUUGGGCUGCGUGGUGGAGUCACUGUGGGUGGGAGUGCAAGGCAGGCAGGCAGGCACAGGCACAGUCAGAGGCACAGUAACACCUUAUUUGUCGAAUCUCUGCUUGACUCCCAACAUUAAAACAACCCACAGGAAAACAUCUCUCUCCUCCUCCGACAACAAUAACAACACCUAUUGUAUGAUCUCAGGAAGCAGAAUCAAAUCUCGCCUUGAUUAAUUUAUGUUCACAAUUUGUCACCAGGGACUACUCAUUGUGAUUCUAUGGUUUGUGUUUUGUUCCCUGUUCCUAAAUCUGUUAUAACAGCAAUAGUCUUACAACACAGCAUUGUGAUCCUAUUUGUCUGUGUUUUGUUCCCGGUCUCCAGAUCAGUUACCAGGGCAUUGAGUCAUCCGACCCGGGUAUCAACGUACCGGGCCCUCGCCGUACUGUCUCCAAGCUGAGGAACGAGACAUACCACAUGUUCUCUGGCCUACACCCCGGCACCACCUACCUGGUGUCUGUUAGAGCUCGCACCACCAAAGGCUUCGGACAGACCGCCCUCACUGAGAUCACCACCAACAUCUCCGGUGAGGGUGUGUGGCAUGAGCGCUGAUCGACGCCUGAGGCUGGGGGCUGAGGCUGGGGGCUGAGGCUGUGGGCUGAGGCUGGGGGCUGGGGGCUGGGGGCUGAGGCUGGGGGCUGAGGCUGUGGGCUGAGGCUGGGGGCUGGGGCUGAGGCUGGGGGCUGAGGGCUGAGGCUGGGGGCUGAGGCUGGGGGCUGAGGCUGUGGGCUGAGGCUGGGGGCUGAGACUGGGGACUGAGGCUAGGGGCUGAAAUGGUGGCUGAGGCUGGGGGUUGAUGUUCGGGGCUGGGCUGGGCUGGGGGCUGAGGCUGAGGCUGGGCCUGGGGACUGGGACUGGGGGUAGACUAGAAGGGUUUGACUUGAUCACUUGUUCCUUGUUCUGUCCUGAGAGAUAGGACUGAGACUGGUGACCAGAUUCUGUGUAAGCAAAAAUGUGCUAGGUCAACACAAAGAUUUUGCUUAAAGCUUACUUAAUUUGUUGAUUAUUUUUCACUCUUUUUCACUGCAUCAGGAUAGCAUACAUAAUAUGGUUCCUGGGUCCUGUUCAAAGAAAAUAAGUUCCCUUCUCCCACACACCAAGCUUGCAAAGUAUCCCAUACUUAUUUUCAUACUGGUUUAAAUCAAAUCAAAUCAAAAUGUAUUGGUCGCAUACACAUAUUUAGUAGAUGUUAUUGCCGGUGUAGCAAAAUGCUUGUGUUCCUAGCUCCAACAGUAAAGUAGUAUCUAACAAUUCACAACAAUACACACAAUCUAAAAGUAAAGGAAUGGAAUUAAGAGAUAUAUCAAUAUUAGGAUGAGCAAUGUUGGAGUGGCAUUGACUUGAAUACAGUAUAUACAGAUUAAAUGAGUAAAACAGUAUGUAAACAUUAUUAAAGUGACCAGUGUUCCAUUAUUAAAGUGACCAGUGAUUCCAUGUCUAUGUAUAUAGGGUGGUAGCCGGCUAGUGACAGUGACUAAGUUCAGUGCAGGGUACUUGGUGUAGGCCGGUUAGUGAUGGCUAUUUAACAGUCUGAUGGCUUUGAGAUGGAAGCUGUUUUUCAGUCUCUCUGUCCCAGCUUUGAUCACCUGUACUUACCUUGCCGUCUGGAUGAUAGCGGGGUGAACAGGCAGUGGCUCGGGUGGUUUAUUUCCUUCCUGUGACAUCGGGUGCUGUAGGGGUCCUGGAGGGCAGGCAGUGUGUCCCAGGUGAUGCGUUGGGCAGAGCGCACCACCCUCUGGAGAGCCCUGCGGUUGCGGGCGGUGCAAUUGCCGUACCAGACGGUGAUACAGCCCGACAGGAUGCUCUCAAUUGUGCAUCUGUAAAAGUUUGUGAGGGUCUUAGGGGCCAAACCAUAUUUCUUCAGCCUCCUGAGGUUGAAGAGGUGCUAUUGUGCCUUCUUCACCACACUGUCUGUGUGGGUGGACCAUUUCAGAUUGUCAGUGGUGUACUUUUCACCUUCUCCACUGUGGUCCCGUUGAUGUGGAUGGGGGCGUGCUCCCUCUGCUGUCUCCUGAAGUCCAUGAUCAGCUCCUUCAUUUUGUUGACGUUGAAGGAGAGGUUAUUUUCCUGGCACCACUCCGCCAGGGCCCUCACCUCCUCCCUGUAGGCUGUCUCGUCAUUGUUGGUAAUCAGGUCUACUACUGUUGUGUCGUCUGCAAACUUGAUGAUUGAGUUGGAGGCAUGCGUGGCCACGCAGUCAUGGGUGAACAGGGAGUACAGGAGCACGCAUCCUUGUGGUGCCCCUGUGUUGAGGAUCAGCGUAGCUGAGAUGUUGUUUCCUAUCUUCACCACCUGGGGGGCAGCCCGUCAUGAAGUCCAGGACCCAGUUGCACAGGGUGGGGUUCAGACCAAGGGCCCCGAGCUUAAUGAUGAGCUUGGAGGGUACUAUGGUGUUGAAUGCUGAGCUGUAGUCAAUGAACAACAUUCUUACAUAGGUAUUCCUCUUGUCCAGAUGGGAUAGGGCAGUGUGCAGUGUGAAUGCGAUUGCAUCGUCUGUGGAUCUAUUGGGGCGGUAUGCAAAUGUAAGUGGGUCUAGGCUUGUCAGGUAAGGUGGAGGUGAUAUGAUCCUUAACUAGCCUCUCAAAGCACUUCAUGAUGACAGUAGUGAGUGCUAUGGGGCGAUAGUAAUUUAGUUCAUUUACCUUUGCUUUCUUGGGUACAGGAACAAUGGUGGACAUCUUGAAGCAAUUGGGGACAGCAGACUGGGAUAAGGAGAGAUUGAAUAUGUCCGUAAACACUCCAGCCAGCUGGUCUGCUCAUGUGAUGAGGAUGCGGCUAGGGAUGCCGUCUGGGCCGGCAGCCUUGGAAGGGUUAACGCGCUUAAAUGUCUUACAUCGGCCACGGAGAACGAGAGCCCACAGUCCUCAGUGGCACUCUGUCAUCCUCAAAGCGGGCGAAGAAGGUGUUUAGCUUGUCCGGGAGCAAGACGUCGGUGUCCGCGACAUGGCUGGUUUUCCCUUUGUUAUCCGUGAUUGUCUGGAGUCCAUGCCACAUACGUCUCGUGUCUGAGCCGUUGAAUUGCGACUCCACUUUGUCUCUGUACUAACGUUUUGCCUGUUUGAUUGCCUUACAGCGGGCAUAACUGCACUGUUUGUAUUUGACCAUAUUCCCAGUCACCUUGCUGUGGUUAAAUGUGGUGGUUCUCGCUUUCAGUUUUGCGCUAAUGCUGCCAUCUAUCCACGGUUUUUGAUUUGGGUAGGUUUUAAUAGUCACAGUGGGAACAACAUCUCCUAUACACUUCCUGAUGAACUCAGUCACCGUUAUUCUCAGAGGCAACUCGGAACAUAUCCCAGUCCGCGUGAUCAAAACAAUCUUGAAGCAUGGAUUCCGAUUGGUCCGACCAGCGUUGAAUAGACCUUAGCACAGGUGCUUUCUGUUUGAGUUUCUGUCUAUAGGAAGUGAGGACCAGAAUGGACUCAUGAUCUGAUUUGUCAUGCCCUCUACCAUGCCCUCUUAACCUUUUCACACUUGAGUUCCAAAUAUCUCUAACGGUCGCCUCAUCGUGAGUUGUUUUUUUACAUUUACAUUUUAGUCAUUUAGCAGACGCUCUUAACCAGAGCGACUUACAGGAGCAAUUAGGGUUAAGUGCCUUGCUCAAGGGCACAUUAACGUCAUUUAGCAGACGCUCUUAGCCAGAGCGACUCACAAAUUGGUGCGUUCACCCUAUAGCCAGUGGGAUAACCACUUUACAAUUUGGGGGGGGGGGGGGGGGGGGGGGUGCACAAUUUGGGGGGGGGGGUUUUAUGCACGUGAUGUCAGAAUGCACUCACUAUUCCAAAAUGUGAUUGUUACGCAACAGGACAGUUAACAUGCACUGCCUGCUAAUUAUCUAUAGGCUACGUUUCAACUUGUCAAUUUCAAAUUACUUUCUAACAAGUUGUAUUUUCUAACAACAGUUUGAAUUGAGGUGUGUUCAGCCUCAUUAUUCACAUAGAAGUAGCCAUUUCAGUGAGGCUUUACUGAGCUGGACAAACUUCUCUCUUCAAGGAGAGCCCAAACACUUCACCAAUGUUUCCGCAGAUCAAGUAUGCAGACAUUUGCACAGUCUUGCACGAAUUGGCACAUUUUCUGUCUGGCGCUCGCAUUGUCUUCCUUGUUAUUUUCCUUACAAAUAAUAACUUUGGACAUGUGUACUUUCCUAUCAAAGUAAGUGCCUUUUUUUCUGUACAUCGUGUUGUCGUUUCUACUAUAGCAUACAGUAUGUAUAUAUGUACAGUACCAGUCAAAAGUUUGGACACCUACUCAUUCAAGGGUUUUUCUUUAUUUUUACUAUUUUCUACAUUGAAGAAUAAUAGUGAAGAUAUCAAAACUCUGAAAUAACACAUAUGGAAUCAUGUAGUAAACAAAAAGGUGUUAAACAAAUCAAAAUAUAUUUUAUAUUUGAGAUUCUUCAAAGAGCCACCCUUUGCCUUGAUGGCAGCUUUGCACACUCUUGGCAUUCUCUCAACCAGCUUCACCUGGAAUGAUUUUCCAACAGUCUUGAAGGAGUUCCCACUUGUUGGCUGCUUUUCUUUCACUCUGCCGUCCGACUCAUCCCAAACCAUCUCAAUUGGGUUGAGGUCGGGAGAUUGUGGAGGCCAGGUCAUCUGAUGCAGUACUCCAUCACUCUUCUUCUUGGUAAAAUAGCCCUUACACAGCCUUGAGGUGUGUUGGGUCAUUGUCCUGUUGAAAAACAAAUGAUAGUCCCACUAAGCCCAAACCAGAUGGGAUGUUGUAUCGCUGCAGAAUGCUGCGGGAGCCAUGCUGGUUAAAUCACAGAGUGUCACCAGCAAAUCACCCCCACACCAUAACACCUCCUCCUCCAUGCUUUACGUGGGAACUACACAUGCGGAGAUAAACCGUUCACCAACACCGCGUCUCACAAAGAUACGGUGGUUGGAACCAAAAAUCUCCAAUUUGGACUCCAGACCAAAAGACAAAUUGUCACCGGUCUAAUGUCCAUUGCUCGUGUUUCUUGGCCCAAACAAGUCUCUUCUUCUUAUUGGUGUCCUUUAGUAGUGGUUUCUUUGCAGCAAUUCCACCAUGAAGGCCUGAUUCACACAGUCUCCUCUGAACGGUUGAUGUUGAGAUGUGUCUGUUACUUGAACUCUGUGAAGCAUUUAUUUGGGCUGCAAUCUGAGGUUCAGUUAACUCUAAUGAAUUUAUCCUCUGCAGCAGAGGUAACUCUGGGUCUUCCUUUCCUGUGGCGGUCCUCAUGAGAGCCAGUUUCAUCAUAGCGCUUGAUUGUUUUUGCGACUGCACUUGAAGAAACUUUAAAAUUCUUGACUGACCUUCAUGCCUUAAAGUAAUGAUGGACUGUUGUUUCUCUUUGCGUAUUUGAGCUGUUCUUGCCAUAAUAUGUACUUGGUCUUUUACCAAAUAGGGUUAUCUUCUGUACACCACCCCUAUCUUGUCACAACACAUGUGAUUGGCUCAAACGCAUUAAGAAGGAAAUAAAUUCCACAAAUUAACUUUUAACAAGGCACACCUGUUAAUUUAAAUGCAUUCCAGGUGAUUACCUCAUGAAGCUGGUUGAGAGAAUGCCAAGAGUGUGCAAAGCUGUCAUCAAGGCAAAGGGUGGCUACUUUGAAGAAUCUCAAAUCUCAAAUAUAUUUUGAUUUGUUUAACACUUUUUUAGUUACUACAUGAUUCCAUAUGUGUUAUUUCAUAGUUUUGAUGUCUUCACUAUUAUUCUACAAUGUAGAAAAUAGUACAAAAUAAAGACAAACCCUUGAAUGAGUCGGUGUGUCCAAACUUUUGACUGGUAGUGUAUAUGAGUACAUUUUAUAAUGAGGUUUAUAGGAGUACAUUGAUAUCCUAACAUAGUUUUCUGACCCAAAAUGAAAGACAACGCCAGGUAACAAUGUCCGCAACAACUAAGAUCACUGAAGCGCGAGGCUCAACUUCUCCGCUCUUUUGGUGCCCUGUGUACUACGCUGUACACAGCGUGAAUCAAACCCCUGCACAUGCGCAGAUAAUGUGUUUGACUGUGUGAGAGCGAAAUCUUGCAUUUUGCUCAUCUCAAUAUCUGUGGUGCUGCUCGUGGCAAAGUCUUUACGCUGAGUCUACCUUUAAUUUCAGAGGCUGUUGGUUUAGCUGAUUAUUAAUAAUCUUUCUUUACUAUGGAAGCUCAUGUUUUUUUGCCUGGCUGCUCCCUUGCUAAUUGUCUUCUAACGGUAAACAGAGAUGGGAACACAAUUGUGUGUGUGUGUUUGUGUUUGUGCAUGUGUUUGUGUGUGUGUGUGUGUGUAUGUUCCCUAGAGAUAGGAGCUCACCAUAGUAUUGUUGUUCCAGUCUACCGUCCUGUUCAUGGGGGGUGUGGCAGUGAGAUGUGUCCUAAUUACAGGGGAUUCUUAUCAUCCUUGUGAAUAACUAUGGGAAUGUCCUGCUUGAUGUCUAUUUGAAUAAGAGUUUUAUCUCACUUCCUGUGCUAUAUAUGAUUUUUUAUUGUUAUUUACUCUCUCAUUUUCUAGCUCUCUCUCUGUCUCUUAUUCUUUCACACACCCACACCCCCCUGCUCCACCUCUUUCUCUCCCCCUCUUUCCCCUCCCCUUCUCCAUCUAUACCCCCCCUCCCUCCUCCCUCCCCCUCUCCGCUCCCUCUCUCAGCCCCAGUGUUUGACUAUGAGGACAACCCAGCCCCACUCAGUGAGUCAGAGAGUACCAUCACUGUGCUGCUGAGACCAGCGCUGGGCAGAGGAGCACCAGUCAGGUACAGUAACCGUAUUAACCACAGUAAUAGACCUCACACAACUGUCUACCACUAGAUCACUGUACCACUCAUAAAAAUAGUGUUACGAAUAAACAUGUCAUUGGAAUUUUAUUUGUGUUUCUUAUUUUAUUUCACCUUUAUUUAAUCAGGAAGUGUCUUUGGUAACCUUAAAGGGGCAAUCGAUAGUUGAAACAACAAUAAAGCAUUCUCCUCACAACUGUUUCAGUAUAAAGCUUAGGGAUGGGCCUGGACAAAUUUAAACGCUCUCAAAUUCAUAGACGGGGCUAUGGAUGCAAGGACUGACCAUCCAAGAUAUCAAAAUUAUAGUCUUAGCCAUGUUUUGAGGCUAUACAUUGUUUGUUUACAUUUACUUUGAUUACAAACAUUGUCAUAAAACACGCUUAUAUUUUGGAUUCUGAGGGUGUACGACAGUUCAUGAGGCCUUUAUAAGUUAUAUUCUUCAAGAAUCAGUGAGUACAUAUAACUAAUUUACUAGUCCAAAAAUGGAUUUAACAACUGCAAAUUGCCUCUUUAAGAUGUCCAACUGUUUCCAGCUUAGUUAUCACCUAUAAGUCUGUUGUCAUCCUUCUCCCCCCAGUACAUACCAGGUGGUGGUAUUAGAAGAGGACGGUUCUAGGCGGGUCAGGAGGAGGAGGGAGCUGGGUAGCGGGUCAGACUGUUUCCCUGUGCCAGCGUCCCAGGUGGAGGCCCAGUCUAAGGGGACGCCUCACUACUACACGGCUGAGCUGCCCCCCUCCAGUCUCCCUAAGGCCACUCCAUUCACAGUAGGGGACAACCACACCUAUAACGGCUACUGGAACACUCCCCUGGACCCCUCCAAGAACUACCUAGUCUUCUUCCAGGCUACAAGCUACUUCAGAGGGGUGAGUUUAUAGACCUGUCAGUAAAGCCAGAGUCAAGUCUGGAGUCUUUUCCAAACAUACCAUAGGAGUAGGCAAGAUAGCAUAAACAGAUCAGGGGACUAGACUAAGCUACAGUACUUUGGGACAAAUCAAGUGUUAUUGAAUUGAGAAGGUAACACUGUGCAGGGCUGGUUGUAGGAGAGAGGAUCUUCAGCUCUGAACCUCAGGGUGUUUUGGCCCAUCUCUCUCUCUCUCUCUUUCUCUCUCUCUCUCUCUCUCUCUCUCUCUCUCUCUCUCUCUCUCUCUCUCUCUCUCUCCCGCUCUCCCUCCCUCCCUCCCUCCCUCCCUCCCUCCCUCUCUCUCUCUUUCAUUCUCUCUUCCCUUAUCUCUUCCCUUCUCUCUCUGCCUGUCCCCUCAGAGCCUGCUGACAGAAAGGAAAGUCUGCCUAGAGGAAAGUCUGAAA
Coregonus sp. 'balchen' is the source of this 45279-nucleotide messenger RNA. The record is from the annotation of a GenBank genome assembly. Lineage: Eukaryota; Metazoa; Chordata; Actinopteri; Salmoniformes; Salmonidae.